Messenger RNA from Pelobates cultripes (western spadefoot toad), 48405 nucleotides. The record is from the annotation of a GenBank genome assembly. Lineage: Eukaryota; Metazoa; Chordata; Amphibia; Anura; Pelobatidae.
CGGACAUCCUGCGCGACUUACUCCAUAAAGAAAACGCUUUUUUUUUUUAGAUGCCCACCCGGUUCCUUUGGUGAAGUGUGACGGUACAGUCUGUUAUCAUGUUUAUUUAUUACCCCACUUUGAUUUUUGGGUUUCCUGUUUCUACCUAUAGAGUUUACCCCUCUCUUGGUCAAUAUGUGUGUGUUUACCAUGCAAUGAAUGGGGCACUCAGCUUCCUUAUAUAUGGGGGGAGGGGGGCAGUGUGUUUAUUGUAUGUUUUUAUUGAGCUCCAUGACAUUCUGUAGAUAUGGCAAGGCUUAUUUUGUGCUGCUUCAUUUCCCUCAACAAAACUGCAGGCAAAGACUAAGAGACUGUGUGGAUAUAGAGUGCCAGGUUAAUGUAAUAAAAUAAAGAUGAAAAGUUACAUUUUACAUCAUUUCUGGAUACACCAUGUUUUCUUGGUGUAUGUUUGUUUGUUUAUAUCUUAUCUUCAACAUGAGAAAAGUGCAGUUCUGCAGUGUGUGCAGUAUUCUUGUGCUGCAGCGUAAAAAAUCUGUAAUGAAUACAGUUCCUUUUGGAAUAAACCCUCGAUUAACUAAUACUUUCUAAUUACUUCCUACAGUAUAUGAAUUCCACAUACUGCAAAUAAGCACUUGUCAUUAUAUGCCCUUGAUUUUGACAAAGUGAUUUGUAUCCAUUAUACCCAUGGUGUGUCUGGGAAAAAAAAAGACUCCAGACAGGAAUGUCAUUGCAUGGUUGUAUUAAAAAUAAAUAGUCCAAUUUAUGUGAAGUAUUCAGUGUGGUAAUAACUAUAGCAACCUGCAUGGUGCCAUUCAUAGAGACUGACAGCCUAAACCAUUAGCAUUGUGGUGGGGAUUCUUAUAAUGAAUACCUUGAAUUAGGUACCUGUGACAGGGAGGGGUGCAAAACCAAGGAGUUGACCUAGAUUUUCGUGUGUGUGUGUGUGUGUGUGUGUGUGUGUAUAUAUAUAUAUAUAUAUAUAUAUAAAAGCCAGCACUCUGGGUCUUGUAAAUAAAAACUUCUCAGGUUUUAUUCCAACAGUCAACGUUUCAGUUCCAAUAGAACUUUCUUCAGGACAUUAUAUAUAUAUAUAUAUAUAUAUAUAUAUAUAUAUAUAUAUAUAUAUAUAUAUAUAUAUAUAUAUAUAUAUAUAUAUAUAUAUAGAGAGAGAGAGAGAGAGAGCGAGCAGCCUCUUGGUGUCAAACAUAUCUAUACAAUUUUGUUUUGUGUCAAUUAAUAAAAUAAUGAGUUUUUAGAUGCAUUUACAGAAAAUGAAACUGUCAUAGGUACAGCGAUAAGUGUUGGAGAGACUGCGAAGGAUUGGGCAAUAUGGCCCACAUAUGGUGGUAUUGCCCAAGACUAACUAAAUACUGGAAAUCGAUACACGAUUUAAUUGUUAAAGUAAACAGAAAUAUAGACAAUUUCACAUCUGAACUAGCUCUAUUUAAAAAAAUUCCCUGAAUCCAUCAGUAGAAUAGAUAGGAUUAUAGCAGGCCACAUACUGAUAGCUGCCACCACAUGUCUACCUAGAUAUUGGAAGUCUAAACAUACACCCUCUAUCAAGGAAGUACUGACACUAACAUUAGAAAACAAAGCAUACGAACUAUCACAUAGAAUUAACACACACAUUUUUGCACAAUUAAAACACCACUGGGAUCAUUGGGAAACCGAUGUCAAAAAAACACAUAACCUGUAAUAACUUGUAAUGUCGUGUUAUUCAACUCAAGUGCCUUGUACUUUAACAAAUUUACUGUUAUAAUGGAUGGAUAUCCCCCCCUUUUUCUCCCCCAUCUCCCAGUUUUCACGCUUCCUUUCCCUUCCCUAAUAUAUUGUUCUUUAUUAUUUGUAAAUUCUGCAAAAAAUUUUCAAUACAAAUUAUUUGAAAAGAAAAUGAAACUGUAACAAUGGAUGUAUUUAGUUAAAUUUAGUUUGUUUCAAGAGUUUAGCAUGAAAAAGAAAUGCACUUUUAGUUUUAUGUAUUAGAUUUAGGUAUUUACAUUUUUAGUUGUCAAUUUUACCUUUAACAAGUACCUUGAAAUGUUUUCUAGAUAAAACCGCUCAAAUGAAAAAGAAAAACCAAACCAGUGAUAAAGUGGUGGCAAAGAAGAUGAGUGCAGAAGCUGCAGACCGGGAGGCAGCCACCUCCAGUCGCCCUUGUACUCCACCUCAGACUUCAUGGUUUGAAUUUUUGUUGGAAGAAUCCUUGUUGGAAAAUCAUUUGAAGAAAUCUGAUUCAGGUGAUCACAUUGCUCUUUGUCGUUUGAAGCAGAGAGCUGUGGGAAGGUGGGGGUGCGUUAUGCACUAAACUUUGGAGUUUUGUGUACUGUUAACCAAAUAAAACGCUAAAAUAGUCAAACUGGGGCAACUGGGUUUUUUGGCCUGAAGAUUGACAUGUGGGUUUUACUUCACUAGUUAGUGAAUAAACCCCAUAAAACCUUUUCUCAUUCCAGAAAAAUAAAACUACACUGUGUUGCAGUAAUAAGCAUACAGGUAGAGAACGGACUGGCACAAUGAUGUGUAGACAAGGCACCAUAAGACACCAGUCUGCCCUCUCCAAGACCGCUCUGCUAGGAGUAUAACCAGUAAAUACCAAUAACAAAUAAUACAUAAAAUACUAUACAUACAAUAAAGUAAAAUAAAAAUUACAAAGUCUUCAUAAACACAUAUAGCCCAAAAGGAAUCUGUUGCAGCUUUAAAGAAGAAAUGUCCUGAAUUUGUGUGUUAACUGCUUAGUUGAUGUGCCAGAAAAGUGCAAAUCAGAGAAGGAGGGCUUCUGUGGUGAAGUAAGUUUAUUCAAAAAUAAGGAACAGAAUACAAAUAUGCUACAUUAAAAAUAAAUAAAAGUUUAUAAGUAGAAAUACAAAUACAAAACUAUGAGAAAUAUAAAAAAUAUAUAUUAAAAAAAAGUAAACUCUGUGGGUACUUAAAUCACACACAAUCCCCUGUGAUAAAGUCUGUGUGCUGGUGAGUAGAAUGCCAGGUGAUGCCUAAUAACGUACAGGUCAGAGCUGGACAAAGAGGAUAACUGGGAGUUGGGGAAGUGUUGUAUAUUCCGUCCACCCAGAUGGAGGUAAAGCUCAAAAGGUGUUUGCAGAGCCAAUAUAAUGGUGCCUCCGGCGGCGCCCCAAACAAUACCGGGAACUAGUGGAUACGGCAGAUCACUGGGGACAAGAAAGUAUGGAGAAAUCGUCCGCUCCUUAUAGUUUCAUGAGUAUGCACUCACUUCCUCAGGGAGUUUGGACGAUCACCGAUACAAUCAUAGAGUUAUAUCCUUGAUAAGUUAAUUGUAAUUCUUAAAGGGAUAACGAUACCCAGGAAGAAAAAAGGAGGGAGUGUUUACUAAACUCUGUUUUAAACAUGCUAUAGUAUAAUAAAAUAAUGAAAUAAUAACAAUAGGAGUAUAGAUACUGAUAGUAGGUAAUACUUCUUAAAAUACAUAUAAAGCAAUAGAUAUGUGUUGCAUAAAGAAGUAUGUAUAUCCUUAUCAAAAAAGGUUCAGAUCGAGUACUACUUUUUUUUUUAAGACAUACUGAUUUAGUGAGCUAAAACUGUACUUAAAAAUUAAAACUAAGCAAGUGUAUAUUAAGCACACAUUGUUCUAAAGUGAGCCAACAUAGUAUCAGAACGUUGUAUCAAAGAGAUGUGUGUAUAAAAAGUGCUAGUUUCACACAGCAGGAUACUGAGUCUCAAUCAAUGAAAUUUUGUAAUAUAUCCACUAUAUAAAACAUGAGAAUACAUAGAGGAGAUGAUUUCUUUAAUUAGUCCCCAGGUAUUGGAGAGGGAGUGAUGGUGCCAAUAAAAUAUAAGUAAACAAAAAAAAUAUGAAACCAAAUUAAGGAUAUAAAUAAAAUACUAAAAUAUUAUAAAAAUAAAUAUUGAAUAAAAAAUAUAUAGAGUAAAUUAAAUUUAAAUUAUUAAAAGGCUGCUAUAUCUAGGUCUUUAUUGAGGCCCCCAUUCCAGAGUUUACAAAGCUUGAAGAUCCAAUCUGAUUCCCUUCGUCUGAGGGUUUUUAAUCUAUCACCUCCCCCUGAGGGUCGGUUUGAUUGAUUCAAUGCCCUUCACUAUUAGAUCUUUUGAGUUAGCUCCAUGAUUUUCUGCAAAAUGGAUGGGUACACCAUAAUUGAUGCAUUUGUUCUUAAUUCCUCUUAGGUGUUUCCCUAUUCUUGUUUUAUUUAUAUUUUUUAUUCAAUAUUUAUUUUUGUAGUGGUAGACAGCCACUAGAGGAGGAGUAAACCCUCAGAAGUAACUAUUGCAGUUUAUAAAAACUGCAAUAAUUAUAACUGCAUGGUUAAGGAUGAUGGGAGUUUACACCCAGACCACUUCAAUGAGCUGAAGUGGUCUGGGUGCCUACAGUGUCCCUUUAAGUGUAGAUUUCUUGGAUAAAAUUCCUGUUCCUUUUGUGAAACUUGGCAAAAUUAUACCACAACACACAACUUGGUAAUUUUUAGGGCUUGAAAAAGGCACCGUAGCAUGCCAAAAAAAUUCCACUUACAGCGUUUGAUGGUGGAAUGAAGUUUAACUGAAAUGAGAGGAAAUACGCAUUGAUCAUGGGGAAAUAUUGAAGCAAGCAUACAUGACAAAAAGAUAAAUAAUGUGAUGGGAGAGCAAUUUAAAUGAAGGAAGGAAAGAGUUUGAGUUUUGACACACAGAAUGCUUGACAGCAGAAUAUAGCUAACAUAGUAAAGGUAUUGGUAUACAAAAUCCUUGGGAGCCAAAAUGUAUAUUGUUAAAUUAGGGCUCCAAAUUUCCACUCUCUUACUAAGCAUUGCUGGGUAAAAUAUUCAGCUCUGGUAAGUAGAAAUGUGCCCUCCUGGCUUCCAGUGGUGAGUAACCUUUAGACUUGUCUAGUAGCAUAGACUUGGAAUUCCGUGUCCUGAAUAAAUAUGUUGUUAUUCCUAUAUAGGUCUGGUGUUUAAGUUAAAGAUGCGUUUGAAAUGAAGGAAAAUUAUUCCCAAUUUCUACUGCAAAUAAGUAGUUGGAACUGCUGUUUUUCCUGAAAGAUUUUCAACUUCAUUAGAUAUGUAUACACAUCACAUUUAUGUAAACCACUGCAUAUAUAUAUAAAUAAAUAUAUAGAUUAAUCCAAUUGUGCUAUAUUCCAUGGAAUAUUCAUGUUCUGCUGUUUCAUAGUUUCCAUACUUCCUUUGUUUAUAUCCCACCAGACCCUUCUCCUGUCCAGUUGAUUGUCCAGUUUUUAGAGCAAGCUUCCAAACCCACGGUGAAUGAGCAGAAUCAAGUGCAACCCCCGACUGACAACAAAAGGAACCGCACUCUAAAACUGCUGGCUUUAAAAGUUGCAGCCUUUUUGAAAUGGGACCUUGAUAUUUUGGAAAAGAGGUAGGUUAAGAGAACAAGUGAAUCGGGUGACUGUUUAUAGUGCCAUAUUCUUUAAUUCUUAUUAUUUUACUGUUACUUUUAUUGCUAAUUUAUGAGGUUGAAGUCGUGUUUGUGUCAAACACAUUUUAUACCUAAAUAAACAUCCCUUGGUUUUACUUAUAUUGCACAAGACUUUCCAUGCCUGUUCCCAAACACUAUUAAUAGACCAGAUUUCAAGGAGAUAUUUGUUUGCACGUGAGUCAUGUUCCUCUUACUAUAGCAUUAAUGAGCCAUAGGUUUAAAACUUAACCCAUUUAUGGUCACUGAGAAACGUUCUGACUGUUGCUACUAUUCUGUGUAUUAACUACUCCAUGUCAUUCUCCCUUGUUUUGUUUUGUCUCAUUAGUUUAUCCGUCCCUGUCCUGAACAUGCUGCUGAAUGAGUUGCUAUGUGUGAGCAAAGUGCCUCCAGGAACAAAGCACGUAGACUUGGACCUCUCCAGCUUGCCCCCAACUACUGCCAUGGCUGUUAUGCUUUACAACCGAUGGUAAGGUUUAUAACAUUUGCAAAGUGUAUGCUACAUUCUACUUUUAAAUGUGUGUAUGUUCAGAUAUGUAUUUUGUUUGCUUAUUUUUCCAAAAUCCUUAAACACAGCUUAGAUUAACUUCAGCUAGACCGCUCCCUCAUCUUAAAAGUCUGUUGGGUCUGAUCUUAUCCCAUAAACCUUUGUCCACCAGAGCAGUUUAAUUUCCAGCAACAGGUCCACUCAUCACCUGAGAAUGAGUGGACCUACUCUAUAAACUGAUGGCAGCUAGUCAUGUGUGUGAUGUGCACAACUUGGACAACAUUAAUAUAAAAUUAAAUUCUGACUGACACAUUGGAAAAUUUAGAAGUUCUGAACGGAACGUGGAACAUAGCUUACUCUUUCGCCGUGAAUUUUGCAAUAAUACAAAAUUGUUGUGCUUAAAGUAGAAAUAUUUAUCAACAAUACGCAGUUUGCCCAUCUUGUCUUCUGAAUAGAAGUUCAUAGAUCUCAAGUUUAAUGAUUUUCAAGGUACUUUCAAAUACAUAUUAAGUAUUUUCACUUGUUGCUAGAGCUAAGUUAAUAUUCAAUAUUAUUUUCAUGGGUUAAGCAGUUAAUUGAAUAUCAAAUUGCAUAAAGUAACCAUGCUGUGACUGUAGCAGAGUCGUAUAUUUUUUCCAAAUUUUUUUCGGAAGGAAGUUUGCUGUUUAGAUUUGUAUUCGCUGUUUAGAUUCAUAUGGAUUCUAAAUCGGAACAUAUCUUCAUAAUUUGGAGGUAGCUUUUUGUAAAUUAUAGAGGAUGCUAUUUUUAGUGAAAUAUACCUGUAAAGUUAAAACAGACCCAAUAUCUAGUGAAUUAUUUUUAUUGACUGUUGCCUUGGCAGAAUUAUGUCAUAACAAACAGCAGGUAGAAUAAUACUUGAGAAUGUUUUAAUAAUACAAGAGAACGUUGCAAUAAGAAUAAAAUACUGGUGCUGGGAAAAUAAUCUGCUUAUCUCAAACUGUUCCUAAAGCGUUUGAUAUUAAACUGGAUGGUGGAGCCCCAGGCCAUUCUAGUCUACUACAAGUUGUUGUUGUUCUGUUUCUCAGAGUGUCUGUUUAAGGCAAUGUAGAAGUUAAACAGAUUUAAUUCACUGGUCUCCUUGAUUCAUGGAAAGCAUUCAUUUAUUUAUUUAGGGCCAUUAGGACGAUUGUUCAGAGCAGUUUCCUGGUAAAACCUGUAAAGCAAGGACCUCUACAGCCUAACAUGUAAGUAUAUGCCUUCUGUUCUUGUACCAAUUCACAUAAACAUACUCAUUUUAUUUUAACCUUUUAUUUACCAAAGCUUUGUGUAUUUAAAGUCUUGCUAAGGAGAUGCUAAAUCUUGCUAAUUAAGGAGCAUGGAAAACCCAAAUGAACCUGCAGGCUGCAUGCCCCUUUUAGCUUUCUUAAGCCAUUUAAUUUUUUGGAUACACUUCUUUGGGUUGCAACAUUGCUAAAACCACAAAUUAUUUUAUUUAUUUUAAUGGCAAGCUUUUUUUAAUUGUUUUAAAAGAACAUAUAUGGGUGAAGAUUGAGCUUCGUUUUAUAUCAAUUGUUCCAAUUUCUUUCCAGUAUGAAUCAAAUCCAACAAGAGAAGGAGCUUACAGAAAAUAUUUUGAAAGUGGUGAGUUUCUUUUAUUUUGCUCUUGAACGUAUCUGAAGCCUUUAUAUCUAGAACCUUAUGCAGUGAGAUCAAAGAUGCAAUGUAGCGAUGCGACAAAAAUGAAUGCUACAUAUCAGGCAAACUGAGAUCAGUUCAUCUCAUGGAUUUCCUUCAAUUCCAUAUUGUACAGUAAAUCCGUUAUUUGUGCUUGGUAAUCCUAUAUAAAUUUGUUUGCUGAGUAAAGAAAAUGAAAGUGUCUAAUGCAAACCUAUAUCACAUGUAAAACAGUGUAUUACCAUAGCAUGCAUGUUUAAUCAUCCUGCUACAUCAGCUAGCACACUUUGAACUGUGGUGGCUUUCAUUGUCUCUGAAAUUCUAUUUUAUCUCUUACCAGGGUGCUGUCCAGAGGAGUUUGCUCCUUUUUGCUGUGCCAAACAUUACUUUGUUUGCAUCUCAGUAUGUUGGCUUGCAGAGAUGUUCAUGCUGUUGUGUUCUUUUUUGACUAGUUACUGAUAGCAAAUACAUAAUGAUGUAAAAUUGUGGUGUGAGUGCAUGAUUGCACCAGAUUGUGUAACAAUUAAAAAACUGCUACCAUAUCUUAAUAAAGGUUCCUCUGCACAUUCAAAUCAACCAGACGUUAAACAGUGCACAUUGACAAUUGCUUUCCUUUUCAUUGCAGCUAAAAGAGCAGGCAGAGGAUUCGAUCACUGUACUAGAGGGAAGUCUAAAAAUGAAGAGAGACUUCUAUGCCCAUACCAUGAGAACCUUGGAUCUGUUGGCUAUGGAGCCUGGCAUGAUCAAUGGAGAGACAGAGAAUUCAACAGCUGGGCUAAAAAUUAGUUCUGAGGAAAUGCAGUGCCAGGUAAAUAUAUACAUUGCAGAUGUAUGAACUGUUUAUUCAACGUUCUACUUUCAGUCCAAAGUAAAUGAAUAAUCAGGGUAAUUGUAAAGCAGGAUCUUGUCCGAUGCCAGUUGUUGCCUAUACCUGAUUCCUGUCUUUUGCUGUGGUUCUGAAUAAUUCCAGGCAGGAGAACAAAACGAGUACAUGUGUGAACAGUUUUACAUAAAGUUUACACGAAAAGCAUGUGCUUUCACUGGCAUCAAGGUUGAGCCUUUGUGUAGUGUGUUUGUUUUUUUUCCCUUCAACUUAUCCACUUUAUGAUAUAUUAAAGUUAUUUAAGAGGGAGCACAGAAAAUUAAAUGUUUACCUUAACAUCCCAAUUUCUGUAAAGAGAGCAUACCUCUUACAAGCAUUUACUGGUUGGAAGCAGCAUACUUUGGGUGUAAUGUGUUGCAGCUGGUAGUAAUUGCAUUCCUUCCUAUUAAGCCAAGUAUAUUUUUGCAUACUUUGUGCGUCUCGUGUAUAGAUGAGGUUUGAGGGGCAUGACCAUAUAUAUAUAUUCUUUUUAAUUUUUUUAUAUAAUGAGUUAAGGAAAAAUGAUGGGAAAUUAAAGAUGUGGAGAGGGUUGGGAUGAGCCUAAAUUCUAAAUAUUAUUUAUUCAGUUGAUUACCUGGGCAGAAGGAGGGGAAUAGAUAUUGUAUGGUAGAUUGUAUUGCCAUUAAUACAAAGGAAAAAAGCUGUUUACAGUAAGUAAAAGUUCAGGCUUUGAUUUCAUAUUUUACAGGUAUCCUAUGACCUGGGGACUGUUUAUUUCCACCAAGGAGCCAUAAACCCACUGUGUUAUGAGAAAGCCAGAGACCGUUUUUUUAACACUAAGCAACUCCUUUCAAAGGUAACCUUUUAUUAUAUCUCUCCCUGUCUAGUUGUAUAAAGGAGCAAAGGGUUUUUUUUUCUCCUAUCAUUCUGUUUAAUAAAGUGACAAAAAAUAAUGUUAUCAGUUAGGCUAUUGUUCAUUCAUAUUAAAUGGCAUAUUCAGUUUGUUUACACUGUGGUUAUAUGAACGCAUAGUGUGAAUAGACUGGGAUGAGAACACCUGAUAACCGCAUCAUUUUUUUUUUUUUAAUUACAUUUUAUUGUUUUAAGUACAAUUAGGGCCUUAGGUAUUGACUCACAAUAAUAGGGAUGUAUGUUUUUCAUCCUAAGUCUUAUGUGUUUCACUAUAAUGCAAUAUUAUUAUGAUUGUUAUUAUUUAUAAAGCGCCAUCAAAUUCCACAGCGCUGUACAACGGGUGGACUAGAAGACACGUAUUUGUAACCAGACGAGUAUGACACACAGGAACAGAGAGAUUGAGGGCCCUGCUCAAUGAGCUUGCAUGCUAGUGGGAGUGGGGUAUAGUGACACAAAAGCUAAGGGUAGGGUAGAAAUGUAGGUCUAAAUGUUGUUUGGAUAUACUAGCAUAGACGAUGGAUACUAGGAGAACUUGACUCUGAGAAAAUGUUUCUAAAUUAUAACAUUUUGUAAAUUCUGUAAACCCAUUUGAUAACUCAAUAAGUAAAACUUAGUAUUUUUAUAAUCUUUGUAAAACCCCAGAAAAAGCAACCAUUUUGAUCAACUAAGAAACAAACCUAAAUGUUUUAUAUCUGUUCCUUUUUGUUUUUUUCUUAGAUUGGCGCUGCAUCAAACCUUUUCUCAAUAGAUGACAAGAGGCUAGCGGGAUACUGUCAAGCAUGUGGAGUUCUGGCACCUUCAAAUUUAGUUGUCCAGCAGUCGACACCUUACAGCCUGAUCCAUAGUUACAUGAAGGCUGGCAAUUACCAGGUGACUCAGUAACUUUCUAAGAUCACGUUAUUUUAUUUAUGUAUCACUAUCUCUUGUUUUUUUGUUUUUUUUUUCUUUCUUGUCAAAAACUGUACAAGGAAAGAAAAUGACAAGGUUUAUAAAAGCUUUCUCUCUAAAAAUAAAUAAGUUAAAGGACAGGCUGGUUUUAACCCCAUAAAUCAGGGCCUACAUGUGGGUCCUCCUGCUAUUUCAGUUUGUCCCCAGUGAUUGGAAUUGGAACAUAUUAAAUCACCCAGGCACCAAAUGUUAAUUACAUUUUCGUUAUUUCCAUUUUUUGCUCAUUUUAAUUUUUUUUUCUGUUUUAAAGGGCAUAUUAAAGAUCUUUUUGGAAGAUAAUGCUACCUGCAGUUUACCGGACCAGUUUAGACAGUCUAUUCUGCGAGAACUUUUCCAGAAAUCACAGCAAGGGUAAAUAACUGUAUAAAUAGACUUUUUUUGUUUUAAAGAGGUAUGUUUGUAGAUUCAAGGGACUGAUUGGCUCAUUGUCUAGAGCUGCGGCAAAUAAUAUGGAUUUUUAACAAUAUGGCCCUGGAUAUUUAGGAUCCAUAUCUGGAUUUCGGUUGCAUUUGGACAGGCUGAAAUCCAGCGGACAUUAAAAGUCCAUUUGGAUGCUGCUUUGCAAAAGCUGAAUAUAUGAUAAAUUUUGUAAACAAUGUUCCGACUUUCUUCGAUAACUCUGAUGGAGUUAAAGGGACACUCUAAGCACCAAUACCUUCUAAUUUUAAUUAAGUGGUUUUAAUGCUUAGACUCUUUCCAUUUUGCCUGGCAGUAUAAAAAUUGCUGUUCCUGAGAAACUGCAAUGGUAAUGUUCCUUCCCAAACCACACCUCCAAACUGAUGACCUUCAAUUUGGAAGGUCUUUGCAUUUGGUAUUAUCUUUCAUUGUAUGAUGCCGCCCAUUACCGUGAAUGCUUUAAAAAAAAAAAAAAAAAAAAAAGAAUUGUAGUCAGUGCUUUUCUGUAAGAAUAGAUUUGUUUGGCAGAACAUUGUGAUUGCCCUGUAUGCACCUUUGGUCCCCAAUGCAUUAGAUAAGAUUGAGAUCAUCACUUGUGGAAGGGAGUGCAAAUGCAUUUUGGAGUUCAUCUCAUCGCUGGAAUUUUCUUUUCCUCAUUUAUUCUUAUAUAAGGGGGUCAUAAUUUAAACUAUUGAAACUAAUAUACGAAGAUUAUUUAUUUUAACCUUAGAGUGCUCUUUUUAAAAUUACCUUUUUGGGAUGCACAGCCCGACCCUGAGGUUUUUAUGAGCUUUGUUCCUUAACCCUGAGUGAUGUAUAAUGGAACUCUUCUCAUUCUCAGCCAGGAGACUGAUUGCACGUUAAAUUAUGGAUCAUUUUCCAAGCAUCUGAAAUAACUACUUUUUGUGUUUGCUACAAGCAAAAACACAUAUUUUGGACAUUAUACCAGUUUUAAGAUCUAUAGACGAAUGUCAAGAUCAUCUCAUGGGAGGUAUACUCACUGUAAUCUACAUAAUGAAUUGUACUUGUGAAUGUGGUGUUGCUUGUGUUUUAUUAACAUCCAUAAAAACUACUCCCAGUUUCUCAAAAGUUCUAAGAUGCUUUAUCCCACACCAAGGGUUCCAGGUGUCCCUGCAAAGAUCACUUUCUCGAAAGGAUAUGGCCUAGAAAUUAUUCUCUAUACUCUUUAAAUGAGACCUGCUAAUGUAAAAGCUUUUAUUUUCAUAUGUUGUAUAAAGUAUUGCAACCUUGAGUUUCUUUUGGAUGCUGUAAGUUUUUUCGUUCAAAACUAUUUAAUUGGGGGGCGGAGCCUGGCUGUCGGGCCAGGCAGCAGCCAUCUUCGCUGGCUCUGGUCACCAGCCCCAAUAAACGGCAAAAUUCACACACACAUAGCUUCCCAAAGCUUGAGAAAAAACCAAAAAUAUCUUGGAAAACAUCCAGGCCCCCAAUUGAACUUGAUUUAGGUCCGUAUAAAAGGAGUUACUAAGGCUGCCGACACUUUGGGCCUACUCCCGCACAUGGCUGGCACCACAUAACCUAAAGGUGAUGAUUGAAAAGCCUGCUGACAUGCAUAGAGAUGCCUGGUGCUGAGACCGCUUGGGAUGGCCGGUGGGGGUUAUCCCGGCCCGCGACUGUGGUUGCCACAGAAGAAGGUGAUCUUUCCGGCUUGGACGUCCCCCCUCCCUGUUCCUAAUAGGGCUACAUAUGCCCAUGACUGCCUGGUGAUGGUACUGCAGAAACAGCGACUUACUAUAAGGGGCUGCAUUAUGAUGUCCUUUGACCCUUUUGGGAUUGCUGACCUACUGUUGGAUCCCUGGGGCAGCUUGCCCACUUGAGAAACAAAGGCCUCUGGGUUAGGUAAGGGGCCCAGAGAGAGUUGUCCCUGGAAUGAAGAGCCCUGUGGGACCUGGAUUGCGCGGGCCUCCCGGUGUAUCAGUGGCCAUGGGGGACGCACACCAAUGCUAAGUGUGUAGGCCGGUUGCAGGAGAGAAAUAAGGAGACACAAGCUUCACUGAUACUCCGAUGGUACUGGGGAGGUGCAGUAGGAUGGUGGUUCACAGACUUUUAGUGGGGGAGGCCCAGUGGAUGGUUUUGGUAUCAGAGUGCCCACUGUGUCAUGGAGGGCUCAACUGGAGGAUUGGGACUGGCUUGGUGGAGAAAAACUGAGGAUUGACAACCUGGAGGGCCUGAGAGGAACGGACUGCCCUAAUCUGUUUGCUAACCCUGUAAUGCUGUGCUGGACUGACUGCUUUGUGGGGUGGGGGCGUCUCUUUUUUUUUAAAUUUUUUUAUUUUUUUAUAUAUGCUUAUAUUGUAUUUUAUUCUUUUUUGGGGGGUGACUGGUGCUCACCAGCUGCGCGUGCUAUACUGUUACCCAAGAAGGGGUCCAGCCACCAUAUUAUUCACUGGUUAGCUCGGCAGGGUUUGCAUGCAGGCGUUAGACCUUUCUGUCCCAGCUCCACAACGGGGAGGGGGAAAUUAAUUUUUUUUUUUUUUUAAUCAUUAUUGUUUUCGAUUCUCUUUCUGUCAUGUUCGAUAUACGACACAUGACAUAAGGUGCCUAGUUCACAAUUUAUGCAUAUCUUCAGUGGUACUGCUUGCAUCCUAUCUCUGCCUUCAAGGGCUUUGUUCAACACAGAUUACCAGCAUAGCGCUGAGAAGACCUUGGUACCCCUUUGUUCACAUACCUAAACUAAGCCUUACUAUGAUGACUAUACAUGUGGUGCCAUGUUUUCAAUCUAUGCAUAUGUUUUGUAUCACUGCUUUUUAUCCAUAUUUGACUACAAAAGGCUAUGUUCCACCAUGCUGGCAAACGCAUAACUUGUAUUACGCUAGUAAUGAUAAAUCAAUAAAAAUUAUUUAAAAUGCUUUAGAUCUUAUUUAUUUUGAUAUUUCAUUUUUUUUCAUUCAGUUUGCCUAUAUGAUUGAAACACAAUCAUCAACAUACAUUUGAUAGAAUCUGUUAUUGAUUAAUAAGGCAUUUUAAUUGUUACAAAAUCACUUGCUAUCCUACAGCAAUGAAGCUCUUUCAGAGAUCUGCUUCAAAAUCUGUGCAUGCAACACAAUUUGUGAUAUUCUUCAUGGGCGACCGGUGGGAGUUCAGUUUAACCAGCUAUUCAUGAGGCCAAAUAGAGAGAAGAUUGACUACAUUCUUGAGGUACGACUACAUUAGUUCUAUGACCUGGCCAUUGCCAUGUGUACUUCUAAGUUGUUGUUUUUUUUAAUCUUUAGUCUGAUAGACCAUUGGGGGCGGAUUUUAAAUAAUUAAAACAAAAAUGUACGAACCAUAAAGAUAUAUAUAUAUAUAUAUAUAAUAUAAUCCUAUAGGUGUGUUCCAAAUCACUGAAAUUUGAGCAAGCAACCGAAUCUGAGAGAAGAACAAUUGCAUCAUUUCUAAAGUGAGUAUCUGAGCCUUGUAAUCUUUUUUUUGUUCAGUAUUGUUUAAGCAACAACUUUUUACCCACUGGUGUAUAAGAGAUGCAGUGAAUGACUUUGAUCUUAAUAAAAUUGUGUAAUAUGUAAUACUGAUACAGACUGAGUGCAGAAAUUAGCAUAUGCUUGUCAUGUAGAGGUGUUAAAAGCAGAAGAUGUUUGUUGCUCGCUAACUAACCUGCCUCCUGCACCCUCAGUCAAUCCAUGUCCUCAAAGUGUGACAAUACUGACAUUGAAAAUGCUGAAGUGUUAUUUCCACAAUAUCAAUAUGCCAAACUGAGGCAGUCCCGGGAGACCCUACUUUAUGUCAAACCAUCCAUAAGUGGUAUGACUUAAAACUGGGGAACCAAUCCAGACUUUUUAGGUGACAUAACCAUUACUGCAAACUUUAGCAGUUCUUGUAUAUAAAUUGUUCUUUUACCUAUUUAGAGUUGUGCGUGUGUUUGGUUUUAUAGUUAAAUAGAUUUUAUUUACACGUUGUACUUAAUUGGUCCUGCGAAAAAGAAAGAAAUACAAAUGCAUGUGCGCACAUAAUCAGAUAAUCUCCAUUUUUAUUUGAAAUGUCUUCUGUAGGAACCUUUGUAUGGGGAUGGAUGAUCUGCAGUUGGUAUUCAUGAUUUCUUCCCAUGAGCUCUUUAUCAAACUGCUGACUGAGGAUGAAAGGAAGGUGUUGGUGGAACAGAUUAGAAAGAGAACAUCCCGAGUCAAUCUCUGCACCAAACCCGUGACUUCUUUCUACGAUAUUCCAGGUUAGAUGUGAUGCAUUAUGGUCCGAUCCAAUGAUCUGUGACUUCUUUCUAUGAAAUUCCAGGUUAGAUAUGAUGCAUUAUGGUCCGAUCCAAUGAUCUGGAGUCAAUCAAGAUUUAUAGUAGACAAAGAUUUCACGUAAAACAUUGGUUUUAUAUUGGAAUACUGCAUUCUUAUAUCACACAAUUGGUUGCUCAGGACAUAUUUCUAUGUGAAGGAAAUGCCUGGGAAACUGUCAGAGUUAAGUUGACUUCGCUGUGCAAUGUGGGUCAAAGUGAACUUUGUCAUUCGUGUGUAUUCUCUAUUGAUCCCAAUUCCGGUAAACAAAGCACUAUAAGCACAGACCAUUUAUUCAUUUGAUACGCGUGUGUCCUAAAACAGGCAUGAUUUCCACCAGCCUUAUAAGAGGGAACAAAUAUUACCUGAAUAAAGGAAUCGCAGUUCAAUUAAAACCAUAGCAUUGACAUUUCCAUGGUACAAAAUGUGACCGUGACCUGUGAUUGAAGGUAACAUUUCUGAAGAUAGAUUCCUUUAUAUGAUCUGUCUUUGUAAAAUCUCAGUAAUGGAAUUCAUAUGCUCGCUGUCAAUAAAUGGAUCUUCUGUUUCAGCCUCUGCCAGUGUCAACAUCGGUCAGUUGGAACAUCAGCUCAUACUGACUAUGGACCCCUGGAGAAUCCGCCAGAUCUUGAUAGAACUUCAUGGCAUGAAGUCUGAUAGUCAGUACUGGAUGGUGUCACAUAAGGUAAUGGUGUGUAUGAAGGUAUCAUGAAUUUGUGUGAUCUUCAACAGCCGCACAGCAGAUGGACGACUGACCAUGGUAUUGCACAGAUCACAGUGUUCUAAAUGGUUAAUCAUCACUUAUGAAGGCUAGUUAAAGGUGAAAGUCAUGAUUGAUCGAAAAAUUUCACUUCCCACUGUUUGAUAGAUAAAAAUGAUAUAACAAUCUGUAUAUGGGGGAACACUUUUAUGCAUAACAACAAAUAAUGAACAGGGUGUAAGCCAAGGCAGACACUCCCCUAAAUGUCAAAACGCCAUAGCAUAUAAAUAAACCAGGAUGCACACAUAAGGCUACUAAAAAAGCUAUACAUACUUAUUUAAUACCGUAGUAUAAUAAGUAUACACAAGAAAAAAAAAAAACAGAAACAUUGGGGGGGGGUCUUUGUGGCUUGUGUCCUGCCCUGAUAGGCUAUCGUUGGUACAUUGCUACAUAUUGUCUGUUAGUCUAGCCUCUGUCCACUGUUUAUUUUUUUUUUAUUUUGUAGUGCAUAGAGAUGGUACAAGCAAGCUUGAGGUGCCCCGACAGCAGUCCUCCGGCAUUUCCCUCACUGAACAUGCAGGGUUUUUGAUUAACGGGCACAAUUUUGUAAUAUAAGCAGGCUGAAUCAGUUAAAGCAAUAUAGCAUCGAUUGAAAGCCUACAUUUAAACUGCAAACAGGCUAGGUCUGUUCGUCAGAUCGUCUGGUGAUAACACGAAUUGUACAGGCAUAUAUAGAUGGUGAAUUACACAAGCUAGCACGGUUAAGCAUGUUUACAGUAGUAAUUUAGGUGAGGCUUAGAAGCAACCCUCUGGAGGGAGCCAGACGCUUAUGACCGAGCAUAUAAAAUAAUCAACUUAUGUCUAAAUGUUUAAACUAUGCAGGUAAAUAGCCUCAGUAUGUAAAUGCUAAGCUGAUAUAGGUAAGUAAGCUUCACCAAACUGAACAAGCAAGCAUCACGGUGUUAGUUAUCACAAUAUGGCUGCGGUGUAUUUCAGAGCAUGUUAGGUGGCAAGUGGUACCUCCUGUUGAGUCUAUGGGGUUGUGAGAGUCUCUGUGCUGGCAUGUAGUGCUCCUUCCCCUUUGUCACAGAUCUGGUGGUCACAGGUACUCCUCUUUGUGUGGUAGAUCUCCCCUUGUCUGGCUAGGUGGUCCAGUGAGUCCAGCACUUGUCAUAUGUGUAGGUGUACAUGUAAGUCCACUUGGCUGUUACUCGCUUUCAUCUCUCGCCUCCUGCUCUCGGUCCCACCAGGGGACAUCCGUUAUGGACAGUAGGUGUUUCUCUCUCCCAGACAGCGGCAGACCGUGAUUUUGGCGGUUAUAUUUUGUGUGGGGCCCUCCGGCUUGGCAGGUGAUGCAACCGCGGCUCAUAGAGACUCCCUGGUGUUGGAGUGGGUGGCACAGGGCUGUGAUCCGCCGCCAUCUUGCGAGGUGAGUCUUGCGGGUUCCGUGUGCCUCAAUCCUCAUGCGGCUCAAGCCAGGAUGACCCCCCCCCCCGGUCCAAAGGGGCGGAAACGGGGCUGGCAAGCGACUCAGGCAGUCGGCAUGUGGUAUUCGGGAAGGGAGACCCGGCGAUGGCUGUCCACCUCGCUCCCCUCCCGGGUAGGCCGCAGCCCUCAAAGUUCUGUUCUUCCUCCUGGGGACCAGAACUCCCAAUCUCGGGGUCUGCUGCCUCUCCCACAGCCGUGGGUAUCUCGUGGGCUCGUUUAUUGUGCGAAAGUCCGCGUUAAGUAGCUUAAGAGGCCAGGUUUCUCCGGAGCCUCUCCUGCAUGCGACCGGUUAGCAUGGCGGUCCGGCCCAGCCCCCCUUUUUGUUAUUCUUGUGUAAACUUAUUAUACUAUUGCAUAUAUAAACUAUUUAUUGCUUUUAUAGUAAUCUUAGGUGUGCAUCCUGGAUUAUGUGUGUACAUAAAAAUCAUAACAUAAAUAGAUGAGAGAUAUAUAUAUAUAUAUAUAUAUAUAUAUAGAGAGAGAGAGAGAUCUGUAAGUAUGUAUAAAUAUAAUGUGUCUAUUUAUAUAAAGUAAAAAUAAUAAGGUAAAUUUUUAAAUAAAUUCAAAGAAGUAAAUACGGAAGGGGAUAUUUUAAAAAUAUAUCUCCUGAAGUAUAAUUCUAGGCAAAUAGAACCGCAAUGAAAGGGCAGCAGUGAUCUGAUUGAGAGUGAUGGGGGUGGGGUUAGAGUAAAUAGUUGCCUGUGUAACAGCAGCAGACCAUUAGCAAGUAAUACAAUAUGUGAAGUGAGGACAUUCCAAACCUCUACGUCUAGUGUGUACAUGAGAAAUAUUUGGUUAAGGAGAGAAUUAAUCAAAUUUCUACAUUUUGUGAAGAUGGGGUAAGGCAAAAUGUAACUACAUAUUGCCAAUCAAGGAGAGGGCGGAAAACAUUAGUUCACAAACUAAUAUUUUGGAAACUUUAUGCGGUUAGGGGAGGAUGGAUUUGGGAGAGAAAUGCAGUCACACAAUGAAUAAUAAUGUCUUGUGCCAGUAUAUUAUACAUUCCAUAAUAGAGAAUACAGUGUAACUUAUUAUAUGUCUAUAACCCAUUUAAUAUUCAAUGCUGAUUGUUCGGUAGCCCAAGAUGCUAAAAAGGAUUAGUUUCCACCUGUUUAAGAAAAAUUGUACAUUUGUUCAAUAAGCUAUGGAAACAAACCUUUCCUAAUGCUCUACACAUAUAGAAUCUCUCAAGCAUUAUAUUUUGAUGGGAAAGGAUUCUUCAACACACAGUUUCAAUUUUGUUGUUUUUUUGUUUUGUUUCCUCUUUUUCUCAUUGUUCUUUCAUAUGCUGCCCAUUGUUUGCUUCCAAAAUACAUUUUGCAUUUGGUUAACUCAAAAGAUGUGUGAAUAUCUUUGCAGUGGGAAGUGCCAAUGAUAUACAGUGGAAUUAUCCUGGGGAUUAAAGACAACCUAACACGAGAUCUCAUUUACAUCCUGAUGGCCAAAGGCUUACACUGCAGUGCUAUUAAGGUGAAGCCCACUUAUUGUCUUUAACCGGUUUGAUUUAGGGAAAUAAGAACGACUUUAAAAGUCUGAAGUAACGGCUUAAAUUAAAAACUUAACAUGUUAUUUUGCACAAUGUAACUUUUGCUCCUGUCAUCUGUACUUUGAUGUGUUUACACUGGAUCUUAUUUAAGUGGUCACUACCCUGAAAAAUGUUCUGUUAUGCUUGACAAUUUGCAAAAUAUUAAUUUUGUAAUGUUGUAAUGUUGGUGCUGUGUCAAUGUAAGGCGCUAAAGGUAAAUUUACAUCAAAAGUUUGUAAAGCUGCUCAACACUCGUGUUAAUACCUCUUACAUAACACAAAAACAUGCAAACCAGAUAGUGAAAUAUUGAGUGGCGAUGACCCACCACAUCAAACAAAAAGCAGUGGAGCGCUAAAUUUAUACACUUACCCUUAAAUAAGGGUGUAACGGAUCACCUUGCACCCCGACUGGGUACCUCCGUUGAAGGAUGCUCCUAGCGCUUACAGAGGGCUCCAAGUGCUCCGCUAGACACCACAACCACCGUAGACCCCACAAACCGCUGCAGCUUGGUUGGGGGCUCGCCGUCUCCUACCCACCCUGGACCUACGACAAGGCUCCAGGUUCCACUGGGUGAACCUCUCCUCCAAGAGGGUGAAGCAGGAACAAGCUCUUAAAAGAGCUUAGUAGUGAUUAGCUAAGGGAGUAUGCAGAGCAUAGCAAUCCCUUGUAGUGAUAUAGCAAUCCCCCCAAUAAGAGACAGGACUCUAGAUUGAGGGUGAAGUAGAACUGACAGAGCUGCGGGUUUAUUGUUCUUAUAUACACAUUCUUACACAUUAGUACCACCCAUAGGGUUUUGUAAAACAACCAAUAAACAUGUACAAUACAUUCAGACAUUCCCACACAAAAUCCUCCCCUCUGCCUGUGAUACAAUUACCUUACACAAUGGGUUAAUAUAAUUUUCACAGGCAGGAAAAUACACAGUUUUACACAAUAUUCAUAACUUUAAAAGUAUGCAUCACAUUCACAUAAAACUUACAUUUUAAGCAUACUCCAAAUACCAACAUACGUCAAAAUCAUACAAAUUGGUCCAGUGGGUCAAAAGUUAGAUCCAAGUCCUUUGUGACCAAAUGAAGCAUGGCUUUUCUGCCCAAAACCAGUACCACAGAGUCUUCUGUCCUGGAGAUAAUUGGGAAGUAAUCCAAUUAUCUCCAUGGACAGAGGCAAAACUCCAUUAACCACAUGGUAGCAAAAGACAAUAAAAUACAUAAAUAUAUAUAUAUAACUGUGCAGCUAUUGCAUAAAACAGGUACAUUCAACAUAUCCCCAGAUAGCUUAGAUCUGAGCGCACAUUAUUACUGAAUGGCGCUCAGAUAACAUACAUACAGUUCAAUUGCCAUGGAGCCAAAGUUUUUCACAUAGUCUUUCGUUAUACGAAUGGGCUCCAUGGCAUAGCUAUCUGGUGUAACACUGUUCACAUAGGGAAAGUACGGAAUGACCCGGCUUUCAAAUCAAGCAUUUCAACGUGGAGCCAUAGUCACAGGGCAGGAGGCUGACAAACAGGCCACUCCAAAAACCAGUGGCGAGGUUACUUUUGCCACAAAGGGAAUAUAGUUAAAACGGUGUCUAAAGGAGAAAAAUAGACAAAAUAUGGUGCAGUAUGUCUAAAACAAGUAGAAUAUUAUAUUUUUCGUAUGAAGCACACUCACAUGGUGCAAAGCCUUAUGGGGAUAGGCUCAAAUCUCAUGCGUAGAGGUAUUUUAAGAGAAUACCAAAACUUCUUCAGUGUAGAGAUGUUGAGUACUCAGAGAUAAAGGGAGAAAUAAGACAAAAUAUAGUGUGUUAUCCUCACUAAAAACGUUAAUAAAGUAAGGUAGUCACUGCUCACCUUGUUGAGAGCCAAAGUACUGGGCUCUCAGAAUAAUGCGCACUGUGCCUUUAAGAGGGCACAACUCUUCUUUAUAGCAGAGGACACUGGCAAGAUGUGGAACUUGAAUACAUUUAUUAACCAAAAUAUAAGGUAAAUUAAAACCGCAAAAUAAAAAAAUACCACAAAUGUUCAGUCCAAACAAUGAAGUUCCCGUCCAAAGCAGUCCGAGACGCGUUUCGCCUGAACAGCAGGAUUUUUCAAUCAGUAUCGAUAUAUUAUUUUGUAAUGUUUGUCUGGGGUUUUUUUAUGCUUUACUUUUUAAAAAAAAAUUAAUAGAAAUUCUUAUACAAAUUAGAUACAUCCCAACUCCAAUAUUGCAGAAGUAACCCUAGAUCAGACUAAAUCCCAGAGGAAUUAGUGCUUCGUAUAGAUACCAAGAGGAAAAGAAAGAGCAGUGACAAGGAAGAAAAACUCCCAAGGAGGGUGAUAAUAAAGGAGAGGAGGAGACAUGGAAAUUAAGUGUUAAAGGACCAUUAUAGUGUCAGGAAUACAAACCUGUAUUCCUGACACUAGUUCUGGUACGAUUGUUUAGGCUCUGACCCCCCUUGCCUCACUUUGAAAGUUGAUUUUACUCCCCUUUUCUCCCACGCUGCUCCGGUCUCGCAGCAGAUGGCUCUGCCUGGUCCAGCCUUCAUUGCUGAGAUGAUCAAACUUGAUGAUCUCCGCCAAUCCAAUGCUUUCCCAUAGAAAAGCAUUGAGAGGCUAUUGCUCAUGCGCAGCAAACCGCUGCACCAACCACCAUAUCCUCAUAGAGGUGCAUUGAAUCAAUGCAUCUCCAUGGGGACCGUUGAGCGCCUCCAGGCAGAGUGUGGAGACACUGAGCGUAGGUGCUGUACACUGUUCAGCACUGACACAGGAAGCACCUUUAGUGACCUUCUGAGUGACAACCAUUAGCGGUGUUACUAGCCACCAAUGUAAACACUGCAUUUUUUUCUGAAAAGGCAGUGUUUGCAAAAAGCCUGCAUGGACAGACUAUAGACACGAGAACCAUUACAUUAAGCUGUUGUGGUUCUGGUGACUGUAGUGUCUCUUUAAGGGUUAAAAAAAAAAAAAAAAAAGAAAUAACUGGAAUGAGGACUACUAACCCUUUAGUGGCUUAAUCGCCAGUCUUUCCACACCCCAGAAUUCUGCUAAUAACAAGAUUUUACUCUUUUUCUUGUUCUUCGUCCAGACAGUUUAACCAGAUGUUGGUAGGAUGUGCUCGUAUACAGGGCCAGAUUAACGCCGUUACGACGUUCUAUGCCGUCACCAUUUAAAUGGGCUUUAAAGCUGUUAUGGCGGCAUAGAACGCCGUAAUGGCUUAAGCCCCCAGGACCACGGCGGUACUCACCUCCGCCGCGAUCCUCUUCGGGAGGACUGCAUGACAGCCCAGACAGCCCUCCCCCGGCAAAUGAGGCCCCUGGGAGCCAUGUGAUCGCUCUCAAAGAGCGAUCACAUGGCCCCCUAUAGCUGGCUGUGGAUCUGCCAGCAGGGGGACUGUCUGAAAUGUCAGACAGUCCCCCUGCUAGUGGGAAGUAUUAAAAAAAACCACAUGUUAAAAUAGAUCAAAUGCAUUUUUAUAUAUAUAUAAAAUAUAUAUAAAACAAGAGGGGGUUGGCUGCACUCACCUUAUCAUCUCAUCUUGUGUAUUGUAUUAUUUGGCCCCCAGCAGCACCCCCAUUUAUGCAUGUUAAGGUGAGUGCAGCCAACCCCCUCUUGUUUUAUAUAUAUUUGGGAGUCUAGCCAACUCCUUGGUUUUGCACCCCUCCCUGUCACAGGUGCCUCAUCCCAGGGCCCUAUUUAGCCUUGUACUGCAGAGAGCCCCAGAUGGAAUUUCUUUCCCCAAGUAGGUUAAUCUCAUAAGAGCAGACAUUAGGCUGUUAGUGUAGGACCUGCCAAAGAUGGGGUACAUUGACGUUGUGGCAGGCUUAUGCAAUGUAUGAUCAUAUAAUGUAACUAAACCCCCAUUAUUUUUGCCUAGAUUAGGUGUUUUUAAAAAAAACAAAUAAAAUCUUUCAACAUUGAAGUUGCUGUUUAGUAGGUGAGUGCGCUGGAUCUUGUGUAUUAUAUAUGUAUGUAUAUAUAUUAAAAUUCUACGUGUAUAUUUAGGAAUAUUUUAACAUAAUUAUGUGAUUUAAUUAGUUAAAAUUUGAUUGACAUGCCUGACAACCCAGGCAAAAUUGCAGAGAAUUUGAAUUGCAAGCACUAUAUUUAACCCUGUAACUUUCCAGGACACCAUAAAACCUGUACAUGGGGGGUACCGUUUUACUUGGGAGACUUCGCUGAACACAAAUAUUAGUGUUUCAAAAUGGUAACUUGUAAUACAACAAGGAUAUUUUUAGUAAAAGUGACAUUUUUUGCAUUUUUCACAAAUGAAUGGCAUUUUUACUGAUGAUAUUAUUGUUUUAAAACACUUAUUUUUGUGUUCAGUGAAGUUUCCCAAGUAUAACAGUACCCCCCCAUGUACAGUUUUUAUGGUGUUUUGGAAAGUUAUAGAGUCAAAUAUAAGGCUUGCAUUUAAUUUUUUUCACAUUGAAAUUUGCCAGAUUGGUUAUGUUGCCUUUUGAGACUGUAUGGUAGCCCAGGAAUAAGAAUUACCCCCAUGAUGGCAUACCAUUUGCAAAAGUAGACAAUCCAAGGUAUUGCAAAUGGGGUAUGUCCAGUCAUUUUUAGUAGCCGCUUAGUCACAAACACUGGCCAAAUAUUUGUUUUUUGCUUUUUUCACACAAAAACAAAUAUGAAUGCUAACUUUGGCCAGUGUUUGUGACUAAGUGGCUACUACAAAAGACUGAACAUACCCCACUUGCAAUACCUUGGGUAGUCUUCUUUUGCAAAUGGUAUGCCAUCAUAGGGGUAAAUCUCAUUCCUGGGCUACCACACGGUCUCAAAGGUAACAUUACUAAUCUGGAAAAUUUAAAUGUGAAAAAAGUGAAAAAAACACUGUAAACACUGUUUAUGGGGGCUACUGUUGUACUCAUGAGACUUUGCUGAAUCCAAAUAUGUGCUUUUUUUGCAGUAAAAGCUAACAGUAUUAUGACAUUUACAGCUAAAAUGUGAGGCGGAACUACAGAUUUAUUUUACAAAAAUUUAAAGUUCUCACAGAUUUUUUGAUUUUAUUCAUAAAAAUUAUGUUUCAUAUACAAAUAUUUGAUAUGAAAUUAAAGCCCUGUUUCUCCUGAACAAACUGAUAUAUAAUAAGUGUGGGUGCAUAUAAUAUGAAAGAGGUGAAUUACAGUUGAACAGACAUAUAGCGCAAAUUCCAGUUUUUGUUUACAUUUUGUUUUGAUCAGAACGUGUACUAUUGACUCCGUACUGAAGGGGUUAAGCGCUCAUUGGGACUGGUGCUGACAGCUAUGAUGGGCCUAAUUUCAGAAUCAUAUUGACCGAAAAAACUAAAACAGUUAUACCUCCCAAGCAUCCUGUAUCUGGCAGAGGUGGAGCUUGAGGGAAACUCACAGGCUAUAGCUAUAAGAAAACACAUACUUUGUCUUGCUUUAAUCGUUCAAGUAAAUCCAUACAUCCUAAUAGCAGUGUCUGGUGAAGGAGGAUGUGGAUGGGUGGAGUAAAAGGGCGGGCCAUUCCACUAACGUGAAUCGCGUAACCAGAACCGCCCAAAGGGGAAAACAUGCCCAAAAACAUCUGCCCGAAGAAUUGGGUCAGCCUGGCAUGAAUGCAUGUCAGGCUGCGUGCGAAUCAUGCAGGCUGGCAAACUAAGGGCAUAGUAUGCAGACCGCAAACUGAGCUAGACAUAAAUGAGUCUAAUGAUGUGCUUGUUCCACGCUCUCUAAGGACUGUCCUCUAGCACUCGCUAGUCCACUCCUCUCCUAACCUUCUUACUAGCAGGCAGAAGCUCCUGUUAUACAGGCUGGGACAGAGAAAAGGUGUAUGUAGAAGAAAGGGGGCAUGCCACAGAGUUUGAGAGACUGAAGCAGCAAGAGCAUUUGCAUAGUGCACAAAGUCAGCUUUACCUUAACUAAUUUCAUUGUCAGCCAAGUUUUGUUCCCCUAUAUCCCUUCCAUACUUAAGCAAAAGCAUGUGAAGAGUAGUAGUAAUUUAUUUAUUUAUUUUUUAGAAAUGCGCAUGGGCCUGGAGCUGCAGCUCCAUCAGCCCCUAUGUUAAUCCGGCUCUGCUUGAAUACAUGAAAUAUCCUCAGAGAGAGGUUACUGUUGAGUGUUUUUUUCCGCAGGGUGAUCCAUUCGUUUUUUGUUUGUUUUUAUUCCUGGCAGAGAUAAAGAGAUCUUUACUUAAAGAGACACUAUUGGCACCCAGACAGCUCAUUGAAGUGGCCUGGGUGCAGUGCUCCUGUCUGUUUAAACCUGCAAUUGCAAUUAUUGCAGUUAUUGAUAAACUGCAAUAUUUACCUUUUGAGGGUUAACUCCACCUAUAGUGGCCUUUUGGUCACCUAACUACCACUGGACGUCCUCAUGCUUUGCAUGGAUUGAGGUAAUUGACAAAAUGUUUUUUUAACCCUUUCAUCACUAGGGGUGGGGGCGCCACUAAAGGUUCCUUUUAAAGAAACACUUUAGUGUUAGGAAUACAAAGAUAUAUUCCUAACCCUAAUAUGUUCCUCUGCCCCGUGCCCCACCUUACUUACCUAAUUCUAAAGUUGAUGUCUCACAUAUAAUGCAUGAUAAUAGUCUGGGUGCUUAUACCAAUCUUCAAACCGUAGCUGUCUAAUAUUGGAUCAGCAGCUCAGUUAACUGGUCUUCCUCCAGUUUGACACAAUACCUGUGGUCAGAACUGUUUUGUGCCUGUUUUCUCUUGUUACUUUCUUACUAUAUCAAUGUGUGCAUUCCUAGGAUUUUCUUUAUGCCAAGCAGUUGCUGUCUGCCUGCUUAGAGCUGGUGACUGAGUUUUCUCCUAAGCUGCGCCAGGUCAUGUUGAAUGAGCUACUUCUUGUUGACAUUUACACCCAUGAGGCUGUGCAGAACCCCCCGGUGGAACGUCUUCCUCCAGAACUGGUCAGCCGAGUCCGAGGCUACCUGGAAAUGCGGAUACCAGGUAAAGGUGUUUUUUGGUUUGAUUUUAUUUAUAUUUAUAUUAUUAUUUUGCAUUAUUGAUGUAAAUCCAAUCAGGGCAGCUACAUUUAUUUUUUUUUUAAACCUUGCACAUUUUGAACUUUUUAUUAGCAUCCCUAUUUAAAGGGGUGAUAUAGUCAACAUUAUUUAAAGGGAAUCUGUCAUUUCUCUUAAAUUAACAUUAUUGGAUAAAACAUUUUUUUUUAUACAGUAUGUUUGUUUCAAUUUUUUAUUAAAGAUUUAGCAGGAAAAAAAAACAUUCAGAUAAGGCAAAGCCCUCGGCAAACAUUGCAAAUGAGAAGCAGAUACGUAUUCUUCUCUGUAUGCUUUCUCUAUACCGACUACCAGGUGAAAAAGCUUAUAGCAAUGAUUGACAGGGUAUCAGUAUGGAGGCACUCAGCUGCAGAAUAAAGAGGUGUGGGUUACUGCAAUCAAUUUCUUUCACACUGAAAUACAUAUUUGUUAAAUUUAGAUACAAGUGAACGUAAUAUUAAAGAUCCUGAGAAGGGACAGUUAAAGUUCUCCAUUAAUGGCCUUAACCCGUUCAAACUCUGGAGGCUCUGUGUUGCACAAAGGUUUCCAUAUAAAGUGUAAUUUACUGUCGAGCAGGGUUGUUUGAGUGCAGGGCUUAUCUCACAUUGCAGUGAUGCUCCGCAUUAAAAACUAAGUUUAAGUAUUGGCAGAUGAUGGGACAUUAGAUAAGCUCAUACAAUCAGUGCAGGGGGUUUACAUAGAAUCUGGAUACAUUGGGAUGAACUGGCUAGUGUAAAAUGGUCAAAAACAAAGUUUUGUAUUUUGCAAAAAAAAAAAAAAAAAUUGACUUACAAAUAGUACUGAACAUGAUCUUGUAUUAUGCAGAUUAUUAAACAAGAGGUUUAGUGAAUAAUCCUUGAAACCAUGGCAGUGGUGAUUAAUAUAAUUAAGUGGCUACAAAGGUGCAGUAAUGUAUUGUCAUGUAUAGGAAAAAAAAAAAAAAAACGAUAGAAAAUACACUUUUAAGCUACUCUAUAAAAGCAGACGUGUGUGCAGAUGAAGUUCGUGGUGUUUUUAGUACUGGGUUUCGAAAGUUGGUCAUCGAUUCGAAAGUAGCUCAAACUCACGUGGUUGAUAUACUGUGCUUUUCCUUGGUUGAACACUGAACAGAUAUUCCUAGUCGGCAGAUUGUAGCAGAGGAAUGUGUUGCCUUCCUGCUUAACUGGAGAGAGAACGAAUACCUAACCCUGCAAGUGCCAUUGUCCUUGGUACAGAGUAAUCCCUACGUGAAGGUAAGAACGUCAUCUGACUUUUUGAACAUUCAAUUAUUAAAAAAGCGAUUUCAUUUCUGCAGUCUUGUCUCUAUCGUGCCAGUAAAUGUAAAACUGAUGAUACAAGUUUCAAGCUGAAGGAAAAUUCAGAUAAAUCUGCAUAUUUUGAGUUUAUUAUUUUUAUUUAUUUUUAUUAUUUUUAUAUCCAAAUACUGAAAUGACUUUGUUUAUUUUAUUCAUAUAGAGAGAAUGUAUUUCACAGUAUUCUUUAUGGUCUCAAAUGUGUUAGAAAUAUCUUGUAUGUCCUCUAAAACGGCAAGACUUCAGGAAAAGCAGGCCACACACAGGCCUGAUCCAUAUGAAAUAAAAGUUGUAUUUUUUGGGGGGGCAUUUUGGUAUUUUAACCAAUAUUGGUGCAAAUGGAUUUCCAUACUCUGGCCACUAAGCAAACUAACCAGUUGUGUGAUCUUCUUUUGCAGCUGGGACAGUUAUUGUCUGCCACGUGUAAGGAGCUAUCUGGUCCAGAUAGCAGGAGAACGGCUAAAGAAUUAUGGGAGGUGGUCGUACAGAUAUGCAGUGUUUCCAAUCAGCACAAGCGGGGCAAUGAUGGCAGGAUCAGUCUGAUAAAGAACAGAGAUUCUACAAUGGGUAUCAUGUAUCGGUAUGUGACUGAGGUUUACAUUUUAUCUUUUUGUGCCAGGAGUUCAUUAUGAGAGAUAGCUCAUCCUUCAGGUGGGAAGGGCAAGAAGACUUAUGUAAUAGGUUAAAAUUACUUCUGUAAAACUUUUUGUCCAGUUUGUUCAGAUUUAAUAGGCUGUACACUAUAUAAAAUGUGUGUGUGUGUUCUUAGGAUGUAAUCGAAAUCAUGCUUUUUAUUUUUUUUUCAUGUUUACAGAAAUUUUUUUUAUAUUUUCUUUUUUUUUUUUUUUAUCUCUUUAAUAUUUUUUUUUUUUUCCUUUCCCAGGAGUGAACUACUUUUUUUUUUAAAGAAGUUACGUGUAAGUAUGAAAGUUUUUGUGUCCGUUAAAAGUGCUUCUUUUUAUUAAUUUAUUUAUUGCAUAUUUUUUUUUUUCUUUUCUCUGUUUUGUUUAUACUGUAAUUAUAGUUGUAUUUGUAUGACCUAACACAAGGAUAUUCCCAUAGCAGCUUUUAGCCCUCUGCAACGUCUGUUACCUAUACCUGCCACUUUUGCGUUUUAUUUGGUAAAGGAUUGUAGGAGUUUGUUUGCCCACAGCUGGAAGUCUGGUAAUUAUCCAUCUUGGAAUCUAUUACUGGACUCUUCUAAUCUUUGCAGAGUUUAUACUAUUACUCUUAAAGUCUUGCUAGAGACUAAAGAGGAUAGAUGCUAUUCCUGGAAUAUUUACUUCUUUUACUCUCUAGCACUGUUAGUCUGCAGAAGAGGUUGUGUACUGCUUCUGUAUUUGUGUAAAGCAUUGGCCUCCUCCGUUAAUUGAUUGUUACUGCAUAGAUUAAUGGAAGUAUACAGAGCAUAUCAAUGAUUGAUUCAUACAGAAGAAUGGUUAUGGUCAUAUUUGUGACUGGUAUGAGACUGUUUUAAUUUAUUAUUUCUUUUCAUAAUCUUCUUUUUAUUUUGUUUUCUUCAGCUAAUCAGAAUUUAUUUUAUGUAUAUUUAAGUUCAGCUAUCAUUCAGCAUAACAUUGUUGCACUUUCUUGAUGCAGAAAAUAUCAACUGCAUUGAGCAUGCUAAAUUGCAAAGAAAUGUAUUCAUCUAUUUUAUAUUUCUCUAAGACUGUAUUGAUAGGGGGAGGGCACUACUUGUACUAUACUCUUGGAGUGUUCCUUUAAUCACAAAAAUACUUAAAGGGACACACCAGACUGAAGUUAACCUCCAUUUUUUUAAUGCAUUGUGUGGAUGGUUCCAUUAAAAAAAGUUUGUUCUAGAACGUUUUGGGUUGUAAUAGAACACCCCCAUGAUUUGCAUAUUCUUGCAGUGGACCAUCUGUCCGCAAGGGGAAUAUUUAAGGUUUUGUCAGUCAGUUCUACUCCACUUAUUUCUUUAAAUUGGUCAGCCUGGUUUUAUGGUGUGCAGUUCAGCAAGACAGAAGAUUCAGUUAUAAAAAAAAUCUUGAAUGUCACUUUAGUGAGGAUUUUGUAGAAAUUGUAACAGUACCACUUUAACCUUUCUAAACACUACAUCAAUUUGUUCCCAGUGCUGUAUAUGUACCUUUUAGUUGUUUUAAAAGUACACAUAUAGUAUUUUUAAUAGUUCAUUCACUAAACUGUGAAUUGAAAAACAAUUAAAUCACAUAAUUCAGGCUAAUGUAGUCAUGCUAUGAAUCCAGCUUUUACAGCCUGUAAAUAUGUGAAUAUCAAGAUCUAUCACCUAGUGAAAUCAUGACAGAUGCCUUUGAUGACAUGUUUUGCUACCAGUAUCCAUUUCUAGCACUAUUUGAGUCACACUACUGCUAUGGUGCAUAUAUUUCACCUGUUUGCCUCAUAACAUUGUGUGUAUUUUCCAAUUUGGGGUAAACCAUCAAGUGCUAGUUUCCAAUAGACCUAUGAUGAGCUAAGUUGGAACACAGUCCGAUACAUCUGUUUAAUAUGGUGGGUCUGCACAUCUCUAAAAUGCCUCAGAACUUGUGACCAGAUCCAAAGACUCAAGAAUUGGUUGACAUUUUGAUGUUGAGAAUGAAAUGUAAGCCAUACUGUGCAUAUAUUAGCCAGCUCAUCAUCCGUUUUCUGUUCAAUAGAAAGCAUGUAAAACUCACUUUAUUUUCAGAAGUUUACGUCAGACAUUUUUGGUAUUCCAUUACAUGUCUUCUAGCCAGGUGCUAAACAGAUUUUGGUGAGGCCAAGCACAAUAAAGCUAACAGUGCAUAUAAAAAAUGACAGUGUGCAUCACCUGUAUAUCUCUGGCUGGACUUUGGAAAGUCCCCCUUUGGCACUGAAAUGUGAGAAAUUGUGUUUCCACAGCAAUCCUAACGUUUUCAUUACAUAUGUUUUAGGAACCGCUGGUUUUGACAACAUUGCUGUCUCUCUUUGUCAAGCUCCAUAAUCUCCUGGUAGGUAUGAGAUGUGUUUUUAACUGUCGUUUAAUCAAUAAAAGUAGUAGAUUUGUAUGGACAUUGUAUAAUUGUUUUUCUGCAGGAAGACAUCGUGAAUGAUAUCACCGCCGAGUACAUUUCCAUCUGGCCUUCAGCCAUUCCAAAGUAAGACCUUCCCUUCUCAUGUAAAAUGUAUAAAUAUAUUUUAAACCUUAUCACUGGUGGAGUUGCCAUGUAAAUGUCUCCAGUGUUUCCCCUGCACUUAGUGUGUACAGAGCUCUAGUGUCUCCCACUGCUAAGGACACAUAGUCAAUACGGAGCUCCAGUGCAACCGUGGCAUAUCAUAUAUACAGAUUUACGUUACCCCACUUUACACAUAGUCUAUACAGUGCUCCCUGCAUGUUAUCUAUAGACGGCUUCAGUGCAACUGUGGUAUAUCAUCUAUACAGAAAUACAGAUUUACGUUACCUCACUUUACACAUAGUCUAUACAAUGCUCCCUGCAUUUUAUCUAUAGACGGCUUCAGUGCUUCUUACUGCACAUAGUCUGUACCGAAUAUUAAAAUCAUUAUUUCUGAAUUUUAAGCAGUUUACCAUCUUGGUUUAAAAAGAAAACAAUCUAAAUUUAUGUAUAUGUUUUCCUCAGUGCUCUAAUUUUCUUUGUUUUCAGCCCCCAGGCUGUAGAUGUUGAUGCCGUUUCUGUGACAGUGAAAGAACUGGUGACGUACACUUUAACAAUAAAUCCAAACAAUCACUCUUGGCUCACUAUUCAGGCUGAUAUAUAUUUUGGUAUGCUAAGUUAUUUUUCUGGCGGGGGGUGGUUCACUUUAUUUAUUUAAACAGAGUCCCUUUUUGUUUUGUUUUAAAUGGUUUUUUAUUUUGUUUGUAGUAUGAUAGCAGGUUCACAACAAGGAGAAAAUUAAAUGUGGCGUUGCCUGCGCAGAGGCUCAUUUUGAAAUAUAUGAGUUAGGGUACAUGGGCCUACGCAGAGGCCUGUUGUAGCUUUACAGUAUAACAUCAGUCAUUAACACUUCAUGAGCAUUCUAAUGCAGUGCUGAUUACGUACGUUGCGGAUUGCGUAAUGAGGCAAUUAUUAACCCUAUAUAUGCAAUUUGCCCUGCAGAGUAAAUGCAGACUUUAGAUGACUGACCCCGUAGGGUGCAUAAUAACCUGUGCAGAAUCAUAAACAUCAAAUAAUAUGAGCAUAACUGAAUCUAGUUCAAUUACCAAACAGUCACUCAAUUUAUCAUCAUAUAUAACGCAUUACUUCUGUAUAUGCAGUGGCUAAGUAGCAUUAUAUCCGCUGCAUACCAAUGCUUGGAGAAUAUAUAUGUAUAUCUAUGUUCUCCUGGACCAUCCUCUUAGCAUGGCAGCUGAUUUGUGUAAAACGUGUAGCAAACUGGGGCGUUAACCGCAAUCCUUAAUCAUGUGUAAUCAAUUUCCCCUGCAAAAUAACCUAUGCCUGUAGUGUACCUUAUAGAGCAUAUUCAGUUUUAGGCCAAGGUACACACAUGUAAGUAUUUAACAUUUAAUUCUGCUAUCAGGUGUGUACGGUUGCUAGAUUAGUAAUGAGUGUAAAGGAUUACUUUAAAAAAUAACACUACAACUAUAAAUGCUGUAUAGAAGCUCAAACCGUUGUUUAAGCGUAUGGUAGGGUUAACGUAUUUGGCAGAAGUAUUAUAUUAAUCAGGUAUCUUGAAGCGAAGAUAAAGCUUAUCCAUGGUCGUUAUAGCUUCUUCUGGUUAAUUACAGAAUAGGUAUGCCAUGAAAUUAAUGUAGAAACAUAAAAAAUGAAAAUAAAAAUUAAAUACAUAAUAAAAAAAUAAAAAAAAAACUUCAGUAACAAGGUGUAUCCUAAUCUGGGUCUAUGAAACCAUAAUAGGGGAGUCUCUCCACUGGAGGUGGCGUUGUGGUGCCCGGUGGUAAAGAAUGUCCAGCGUGAGGUCAGUGGCCUCCUGUGAGGUAUCUGUGCGGGCUUUCCUCUGCUGUGUCCUCUUGCAGGCUUAUGCCUGGAGUGCAUAUGAUUGCCAAGCUGGUCACUCAUUGCAUGGUCCCCCCAGCUCCCCUGGUGUGACUGUUUCCCUCCAGGCCUGCUUCGGCCGGUCAUUCGAGGGUUCCACAAUGCUUUGGGCACUCAGGGACGUCAGCAGCCCGGCAGACUCCCCCGCCUGAAAAGUCCUCGGGCCCCUCGUCCCCUGCACCUCCCCAACUCCUGCAGUUCCCCGUCAAGCUCCAGCCCCAUUAGGCCUCACCCCUCUCCGGCCUCUUGCAUGUCGCCGGCACUUGUCUCCCUGGCCACCGGUCUGCCGGGGGUACAACUUACCCAGACACCAUAGGGCUCACAGAGUCAGGGCCAGGCCUCCCCGGACCACCACCAAAUCCAGGGGUUAGGGCCGGCUCUGCGCCGCCCGGUGGAGUCCGUCUGUGGGAUCCGCCACCCCUAAGGGUCCAGGCGUCCCUGCGUGGCUCCCAGUAGUGAGCGUGUUCCGCGCCCAUCUUGACUCCACGUGAGAAAGGGCUCCGCCAUGUUUGGGUUUUCUGCCUCCAGUCUCCAGAGAACUGACUCAUGGAGCGGGAUCACCCCCGCUAGCCUGGUCCCUCUCUCUCGUCUGGGCUCGCUGCUUCUGCGUGUAGGCCUCAUGGGUUCAUCGUGCUCCGGCAGGGCAGGCUGCUCGGUGUCGGUUUGGCAGGUUGUGCUCCUGUGCCUCUCCCCGCUUGGUGCUUAUGUCUGCCCCGGCUUCAGGUUAGCUUUUAGUGCUGUAUUUCAGUGUAUUAUAGCGAUUCAGAGCCGGAGCUGGCAUGGAUGGCUGCUGCUCAGCUCGGCGGCCCGGCCCGGCCCCGCCCCCUUCACCCCCUUUUGUUUUGCACAACAUGAUGAAAUCUAACUUUCUCAUUAUCCAUAAAAGUACUUAUAUGGGUGAACAAGAACUGUUUGUCUCAGAUCAUUCUUGCAUUCAGCAUCGCUGAAUUAUCACAUAGACACUGUCCGUUUGGGGGUUCCUAAAGUUUCAAUGUGAAUGUUCAGCCACUUAAAGAACUUAUUGAUCUGAUGCAGGAACAUUGCACUGUACUCCAGAUCUCUUUACACACAGAGCAGGUACUGCAUGCUCACACCAUACAAGAUACUUGAAUGGAUAAGGGAUGGUUCUGGCGUGUCUGCAAUCUUAGUUCAUUGCAACAUUACCACUAAAAUAAACAGUAGUGGUUAUAGUACCUGUGUGUUUUGUGUGUAUUGUUUGGGGGGAGGGGUUAUUAUUUAUAUGCUUAGGAACAAAUACAUACAAAUAUUGCUAAUUUUAUAAAUGGAGCACAUGGAAAUAUCACAAAUAUCACAAAUACUUUAUUCUGUUAAUGUUUAAUAAAUAAAGUAGAGUAGAAGACAGAUUUGUUUGAAAGUUCAUAAUGCCUUACCGGUUUCCCACAUUGACUUUUGUGUCAAGAACAGUUAAGAGCAUCUUACCAUCACAUCAUAUUGCCAAAGAAGCGGUUAUUUCAAAGUAUACCUACAAAAGACGUAUCUCUAGUGCUGUGAAACGUUUUGGCAAAUAUCAAUAAUCAAUUAUUAAAAAAAAAAACGGGGUCUCAUUGCAGAGUAAGUCAUUAUCAUACUCCAUAUGUUCAACCAAAAGUUAAAAGAUUAUUAUAAACGUUCUAGGAAAUGUUGCUUUUUACUGAAUAUACCUGUGAUGAAGCACUAGCCAUAAAAUAAGCAAUGCGAGUGCACUGCUAACCUAGAGAGCAGAUUAUUGACAUGGAUUGCUUGUGGCCAGCAGCAAUGUAAUGGAUGAAGGAAGGAUGGGACUGAGGUACCUAUUAUCAAGUAGCAAAUCCCAGAGCAUUCUGGGUUACCCAAACAUUCCAAUUGAUGUAUCCGCUAAACAAACAUGUCGGGGAAGGAUUGUACUAUAUGUUCAUACUAGGAACAUAUGUGUGUAUGUCCAGAUUUUUGGUUUACACCUUUCGUUAAUGUCAAUCUGAUCACCUGGGAGUCAUUGGCAUUAAAUUGCAGCCCAGAUGCAAAUUCCUGGAUUUAAAUAUAGUUUUAGCAAGCCAUGUGUAGAACUAUAGUUAGCAAGAAUGGCUAGGCUUUGUUGCAGGGUAAAAAUCGUGUUUGGUCAGGGUUAUAUACAGCGUAUAUUUAGACCUGCAUUUUGCAUUUCUAUUUUAAGGUGGUGCCUCUUACUUACUUUUCCUUUCUUUCACUUUACAGCCUCCAAUCAGUAUUCGGCUGCUUUAAAUUACUACCUCCAAGCAGGUGCGGUGUGUUCUGACUUUUUUACUAAGCAAGUUCCACCUGAAGUUUAUACAGACCAGGUGAGUCCAUGAAAUAUACAGCUGCAUUGCGCAAGGGACACUGCUAUGUUUUUACUGCUACGGUUUAUUAACAAAAUACAGCGCUGUAGUGAAUUGAGAAUUGAAUUACUACAUUUUAUCUAAAAUAGCUGAUUAAAAACUCCAACUCUGCUAUAGUAACAGCUUGGUUAUUGUAGCCUAAAUUGUGCAGUUCAGUUCACUACAAUUCAGUAUCUAGUAUAUCACCUGCUGUGUCUUUCGAUUUGUGAUAUUUCAAUUUUUUUGCCAAAAGAGGAUUAAAUGACACGUUUCUGGGUUGACUUGUAAAUGGUUAUUUAAUGCCUAACAAGGCUUCUCACAAAAUUGGGAAUCUUGGGGAAUUCACAAGGACUUUUUCAAGAUUGGGUCAAAAUAUAUAAAAUGGGAAAAAUAGAUGUUUUGUUUUUUGUCCUAUCCCAGCUGUUUUGGUCUGAUUUACAGUCCCCUGUUGGAGUCCCAAUGAUUCAAAGUUCAGUAAAUAACUCUGUCUAUUUCUUGUUCCUUUUUAUUAAAAAAUCCUUGUUAUGAUAAUCCUCAUCCUCACUCAAAAUGGGGAAAACCAAAAUGCAAGUUCAUGAAAUAAAAUAUAUUGUCUGACAUGCACUUUGAGACAUAAUGGAGUUUUAGAAUUCAAAGAUUCAUCGUGAUGGAAUGUUACCUAUUUUUAAAAGAAAUCUGCAGGCUUUAAAAAAGAAGUGAGAGCACUGUGCAGAUUAAUAGACUAUCCCAUUGUACAGCUCUACAGAAGUUGCUGGCGCUAUAAACGCUAAAAUAAUAAUAAAAAUAAGUUUUAUUACCUUACCAAAUUUGCUUCAUUUAUGUUAUGUAUUAAUCUGAAAACACACAUCACAAUGCCCUCAGCUCCCACACCCACCCAUCUAAGCCGAUUUCCUGAUAUUGAACCUGGAGCUACAAAGGGCUUAGGUAUUUAUCAAUGAUAACCACAAAACCAGUGCUGUGGAAUCCGUAGACAAAGCAUUUUAUUCCGACACUUCAAUUUGUUCUCCCUGGCUCCUUCUAUGUAUUUAUAUCACAAUUACUGUAUUACAAUUUACCAUAUAUGCCUGCGUAUCAGUCAACCCUUUAAGCAUAAAAACUCCCCAAAACUACUCCAACUUUGACUCCACAGCCAUGCCCAAAACUUCGUAUAUCCUGGUUACUGAGAUGAAAAUUCAUGGUCGGUUGCAGGAGCCAUUGGUGGCCAGGCAAAACUUGUUUAGCAAUGAAAAUAAAGAAGCUGUAACCAGUAUUUAAUCAUUAUCUAAAACACUAAUAUUUAGCCCCAUAAUCUUUCCCAUUUUCUUGCUUCACAGGAAAUAAACACCCUGAACAAAUAUACAACAUAUGUUUAAUAUAAUUUGACCUCAUAUUCAUGCUUUGUUUGCCCCUUUGCAUGCAUGUUGUCUGCAGCAUAACGUAAAUCCCUAAAGCCACACUUCACAUUUUUUCACAAAUGUCUACCUAAGAGGACAGUGAAGGGCUGUGGCUCAGAGAUACAUUUGAAACUGCUCACUAUGAUCUGGGUACGAAUACUCUGAGCUCUUCUAGUAAGGAAGCUGCUUUGCCAAAAGUGGAGGCGUGGCUAAGAGGGAGGAGUUGCACUGCAGAAAGCUCCAAAAUUUCUUAGCAAUACUAAUCCUAUGCAAAUAAGUUGUGAAGGUACCCGGUGUGUUCAAAGAGUGUCCUUUUAGGCUGCUUAUAGGCUGUCUCUUAUCCUAUUGAUGACAAGAGUAUUUUAUAUUUCCUCCUUUGAUCAUUCAAAUAUUUGUAUGACAUGUUCUUGCUGUGCCCUUACUCGUGAUAACACAAUCCAGGACUGAGUUUGUGAAGGUUGUGGUUAGCCUCAUUCACCAAAUAGUCUAGUAACUGUCUCAAUCACUGUGUAAAGCUGCAGUAUGGCUACCACCUUAUUUAUCAGUUUAAUUCAUCAUAUCACAUAAAUACUGGGGGGGGUAGUAAUCUCCCGCUGUACAAUGUUUUGUAGGAUAAGAUCAGAAUCUUAAUCCUUAUUGUCAGAGCCUCUUCUUUAGAAAGGGAAAUAAUAAUUUAUAUACACACACAUAAGAAUAUGAAGUUCUUCUGUGCGUAUAUAAAUUAUUCUUUACCUUCCUAAAAAAAAAUCCUCUCUACAACCAUCUGUCUGGCCUUUUAUAGACUGGCUUUCCUUUUUUUUUUUUAAUCGACAGGUGAUUAAAAGAAUGAUCAAGUGCUGUUCUCUGCUUAACUGCCACACACAAGUGAGUAUCUAGAGAUAUUGGGGGGUGACUGUGUUUUGUUUUUGUCUUCAACACAACUUUGCUCUACAAAAUAUCUAAACUUUCAAAUGAAAGUCAUUUUGAGAGAUUUUUAAAUAUCUACCAACCCCCCUUAAUAAUUGGUCCUGGGGAAACUAACUGACUGACACCAAAACAUUUUCAUAGUCUUAAAGUAAAUAACAAUACAGCCUUAAGUGUGCAAACAAAAUCUACAAUAAAAUGAUCAAAUACUUAGUCCAAGAAAAGACUGUUCACUUUGCUCCCACUUUCCCUUUGAGAUAAAUAAGUUGGUUUUGAGUUGCAGUUUGGGCACUUGGGCCAACACUUGCCUAGGUUAUCAAUGUUUGCACAUCUCUGAGUGUCUUUAUGGUGAAUUAGCUACAUGCAUCAUCUGUGUACCACGUAAUCCAAAUUGUCUGCUUAAAGCUCACAGUAUGGGCUAUCAAACUGGUUUCAGUGGUCUUUUAUUAGUAAACUAGUAUUUGUGAAUUACGUAAUCUGUUUUGUUUAUUUUCUUUACAGGUGGCUAUACUUUGUCAGUUUCUUAGAGAAAUUGACUAUAAAACAGCAUUCAAAGCUCUGCAAGAACAGAACAGGUAAUACUGUACUCUGGAAAAUGGGGUUACAACAAUCUGUACACUAAUUCCACUCACCGCUUAGAGCUCCUCUUGUAGAGUAGUGAGAAUGACCCUAACCUUUGGCAUAUUGUUGAGUUCUGUGAAUCUUAUGAUACUCAGGCAACCAAAUGUCCAACAGCCAGAGUGCCAAAUGGAUUAAGUGAUGUAAAGAAAUACGCUUAGCACCUCCUUAACACGUUCAUUCUAACAAUGUCUUAUUCAGACAUUCUUUUUCAGGUCUUUCCUCUGCCUGGAGUCAUAAAACAUUAUAUGAGUAAACACCCUUUGAUGGUCAAAAUACAUUCUUUGGGUUUGUUUGUUUGUUUUUUUUUAACUUUUGUGGGCAUUUCAGUUGGACCUAAAAUCAUUUAAACUUUUACAAAACAAUGACAAAAUCUUACUAGUGACAGUUCUACUUUAAACUGGUACAGAGAGGAAGUGAUCAAAUGAGAAUUCCCGAUUAGAGAGUGAGAUAUAAGCUUUUAGUUUUACAGUCAAAGGAAAAGUUGACAUGUCCAGCCUUUUUGAUUCAUAGCAAAAUCCUUGAUUAUCAAUCCUGUAAUCCUCUAGAAACAAUUAUAUAUAAUGCUCUAGAAAAUGGGUGAGCUGUAGCAUAUAGAGAUUUGCAAUUCUUUCAGCUGUGAACCCUGGUUUUGGUGGCUGGCAGUAGUUGCUUAGUCAGGUUCUUUAGUCAUUUGGAAUUCGGAAUCAGAAAGAUCUGCUCAGUGUAUAUGGAUUAAGUGAAUAUUACAUCUACUACUGUGAAUUGUUCUAGGCUAUAUUAAAGACAAACCCUGGCAGUUAUUGAAUAAACCAUAUGGGGGGAAGUUUUUACAAGUUCUGUAAACGGAUGUUGGUGCAAAGUUCUAAACAUGGAGCCAUCACCAUAGAAACUGGUAGAACGGUCCUGGUGAUUCUUAGUUUCCUUCAUCAUUUCUCUACUUCUAGAACUUUGCACUAUUUUUAUGCUUGUGAAACUUUUCUAAAUCCCACCCAAAGUUCACAGGUUUUCAGAUUUGCCAACAGGCGCAAAUGUGAUAAUAUCCUGCUAUAUACCUAGUAGCCUUUAAUCCUUGUCCAUGUUUGAAGAACAACGGUGUAAUUAAUCUUGACGUAAUCAGCUAUGUGGAUAGAAAUGUUAUAUUUUGUGUUUUGUUUUUUCCCCCCCCACAGUCAUGAUGCAAUGGAUUCUUACUAUGAAUACAUAUGGGAUGUUACUAUUCUGGAGUACCUCACUUGUAUCCUUUUUAAUGUAGAAUGAUUAUGGAUUUUGGAUAUAGUUUGUGUGAUUUUGAAACCGAACUAAAGUAGUAGCCCAGAACAGUGAUUAUAGAACUUAAUGUAUCUGAAAGCUUGCCAUAUAAAGGGACUAUCCAUCUGUCAACAUACAUUGGUGAAAGCUAGAACGAUAUAAUUAUUGUUAAUAUAAUUUAUACAACGUGAACAUAUUCCAUUGCAGUUUACUGUAAGGAAAUCAAUGUGCUUAGACUGGUGACUGGUUUUAAUUUAUUUCUGUAAUUUUUAAUUAAUUUUUAAUCCAUCGAUGCAAAUGCAUAACUUUUUCACUUUUCUACCAUACUAAUUUCUACACCAGAUUUGCCAAUUAAAAAUACAAAUAUACUAAAUAAAUAGCUAAUCAGUAGGAAAGACACUUGCAUUGAAUUAAAUGUUCUAACCAUCUAAGGAGAAUGUAUUGGUGAAUUAAAAUGUUACUGGCCUGUUCUCAAUGGAGGAUUUAUAAAAAUUGAUUAGAAAAUUACCCAUUCAGGAUAAAUGCCGGGGAAUUGUUUACCUUUCCUCUAUAUUGCUCAGGAGCUUCACAUAAUUAUGAGCGCAAAAUAAAAUGCCAAUAAAGUGUCAGUCUGCAUGGACCUGAGCAAUGUCUCACAAACUUUUUUUGGCAUGGCGACUCGAAAUUACCCCGACCAUCCAGACCAUUCCUUGCUUUAGUCCUGAUCGCUUACAGGUUCACAUAUACACUCACGAAUACAUAGCUGUUUAAUUUUCCUCAAUAAAGGAAGGCUGGUUGAGUGUGAUUGUGUGUGAUUGCUGGCUAGGAGAGAAUGCCAGAGAGAGGGAGAAAUAAAGCGACACACAGAGGAGAGCCAAACAAUCUGACAGUAAGAGUGGUGGGGUGGGUAGAGUUUCUGAUUUUAAUCCACUGCUCCUUCAAACAUCUACUCACCUCCUCCCCUUCUUCUCAUUGCCAUUAUUUACUUUCCCCCUAGCCCCUGGUUCCCCUCUUCUGUUCCUGCAUGGCUUUCCUACAUCAAGUAAUAUUCCACCUCUAAUUCUGCAAAUUCAACAUUUCAAUUAAUCCACCCUUGACCUCAAGAGCCUCAAAACUUUUUUCACUUCCUCCCUUGGGCUAUUCCAGUGGACUAAUUACAGUAUAUGUAGCUGGCAGUACCUUCAAUCUUAUUUUUUUCUCUGUAACACUCCAUUUCCUCUCUAAGAUCACCUCCUCUUAUCUUUUUUGUUCUUGAGAGCCCCUUCACCCAACAUUCUGAGCCUGGAGAAACCUGAAUUAUCUUGACCUCCAUCAACUGAUUCUCAACUCUGAUCCAUCCCUACUUUCUCCCGUCCCUCUCUGCCCAUCUCCUCCCAUACCUCAGCCCUGUACACUGCAGCCCGCACCAAAAAUACACCUCAAGAAGGAUAUGCGUCCAACCAUGGCAUACAAAGUAAACUUUCUAUCUACAGAGAUGCUCCCAUUCAUCUGAGCGCUGCUGGAGGAAAUUUCACACCUUGUCAAACUUUCUGCAUUACAAAUUCAUCUUGUGUUUGUACACUGCAUUCUUCACCCCUGCUAAACAAUCAUUUCCUCUUAUGAUCCCAGGUGUCUCUUUAAUACCUUCAACUCUUUUCUUUGCUUUGUUCUGAUCACCUCCAAACUAACCUUUCGGCCAAUAGCUUUGCAUGCUAUUUUACUGACAAAAUCAACCAGUUAAGGAAAUAAUUAUUCCCUCUUCAUUUCUCUCUGUCUCCAUUGCACUUGGACAGUGCGUUUCCUACCCUUGAGGCCUUCUCCCCGUCUACUGAACAGGAGAUGGCACGCUUCUUUCCUCUCAUUCCACCACUUGUCCACUUGAUCCUGUCCCAUCUCACCUCAUCAGAUCUCUGAUCAGAUCUCAUCCUUAACGCAUAUCUUCAACCGCUCUCUUUUUUCUGACGUUGUCCCCUUUCCCCUUAAACAUGUUACUGUCCUACCCAUUCUGACAAAGCCAUCUCUUGAUCCAUCUUACCCUUCUAAUUACCGUCCAAUACCCAUGCUCCUCAAAGCUUCUGGAACGACUUGUCUUUACCUGUCUGGCAUUCUUUCUCAAUUCCAACUCUCUCUUUAACCCUCUUCAAUAGGCUUUCCAACCCGUCCAUUAUACUGAGACAGCUCUGAUUAAAGUAAUAAACAAUCUACUCGCUGCUAAAUCCAAAGGCCACUACUUUAUACUAAUUCUUCUAGACCUCUCUGUUGCCUUCGGCACAUUGAUCAUCUCCUUCUUUGACAAAUUCUUCAAUCCCUAUGUCUCUGUAACACUAUCCUCUUGUGGUUCUCGUCCUAUCUUUCCAAACAUUCAUUCGGUGUCUCCAUAGUUAAUGCUGUUGCCAGGCUCUUUUUUUUCUCUCGCAUUGCACUUCUCACACCUUGCCCCUCUUUUAAUUCUUACAUUGGCUUCCUGUACCCGAUUGGAGUCAAUUUAAAAUUCUAAACUUUACCUAUCAAGCUUUAAACAACUCUAACCCCUGUUACAUUUAUUCACUAAUUCCUAGGUAUGCCCCUUCUCGGUCUCUCUGCUCUAUCGGUGACCUUCUCCUGUCCGCUGCUCGCACCCAUACUGCAAACUCGCACUUGCAGGACUUCUCGAGGGCAGCUAUUUUCCUUUGGUACAGUCUGUCAACCACAUCAGACUCUCCACUAGUUUUCAAUCAUUUAAGAAGUCCCUCAAAACCCAUCUUUACAAAAAAAGCUUAUAGAGCUCCUUUUCUGCUACUCUCCCACAUUGCUGCUUGUUUGCUAUCCUCCACGCUGCCCUUCCUAUUGUGUUUUUACAUUCCACCGCGUCUAGAUUGUAAGUUUUUUUUGUUUGUUUGUUUUUUAUAGUAGGGUCCUCGUCAAUUUAUUGUUCCUGUAACAUUUUGUAAUUGUCUCAUGUAUGGUUUAUUUUCCCCCUUUAUAAUAUUGUACAGCACUAUGGAAUAAGUUGGUGCUAAAUAAAUGCCAAUAAUGGUAGUAAUAAUAAAACCUUAGGUAACCACACUGUGCUUGUCCGAUCCAACUAAAAGUGGAAACCGUUUUUUCAUGUAGGAUGUAGUCACAGCCAGGUGAUGUAUAGCUUGGGCUGCAUGAACAAAGACCAAAGUGAUUUAAUUCUUAAAUGGCAGAGUGGAACAGUGAGACUCCAGGGGCAUGAUCUAAACACCAAAACCAGUAAAUUAAAGGGACACUACAGGCAUCAAGACAACUUCAGCUUAAUGAAGCAGUUUUGGUGUAUUGAUCAUGCCCCUGCAGUCUCACUGCUCAAUUCUCUACCCUUUAGUAGUUAAAUCACCUUUGUUUUUUAUUUAUGCAGUCCUAGCCACAUCUCUCCUGUCUGUCACUGACACAAUCUGCAUGGAAUUAAAAAGUUUAAUUUUCAAUCAGAUGUAACUUUCUUUAAAAGUUUGUAUCUCAUGCUCUCUAAAUUGUACUUUUAAUCACAAACAGGAGGUUCCUGCAGUGUUUAGCAAGCUACUAACAGAGCAGGAGAUAAGAAAUUCUAAAUUAAACAGAAUUUGCAAUAAAGAAAGUGUAAACAUUAGAUGACUCUUUACAGGAAGUGCUUAGGAAAGCUGUGCACGUCACAUGCAUGGAGGUGUGAUUAGGGCAGCAUAAGCAAAGUGAUUUAACUCUGUCAUAAACUAAUCAAUAGGAUUCCCAGACGUUUCAAUAAAACCUGUAGAUUUCUUUGUGGAUAGUGCAUAUUAACCAAUGGGUUGCUUCUGCUGAAGGGACACUAUAGGCACCAAACCAACUCUAGCUUAAUGAAGCAGUAUUGCGGUACCGAUCAUGCCCAUGCAGUCUCACUGCACAAUUCUUUGCUAUUUAGGUGUCCUAUACACCUCCCUGCAUGUGACUUGCACAGCCUUCCUAAACACUUCAUGUGAAGAGACAUGUAAUGUUUACACUGUCUUUAUUGCGCAUUCUGUUUAACUUAGAAUUUUUCUCUUACUCUGUUAUUAGUCUUCUAGCCCCUGCAGGAGAUAAAAACCAAAGUUAACAUCACAUUGAAACUUAAACCCUUUUUUCAUGCAGGCAGUGUGUCAGAGAUGUGGCUAGAGCUGCAUGGACAGAAACAAGUUAUUUUUAACUCUUAAAUGACAGAGUAUUGACCAGAGAGAUUGCAGGGGCAUGAUCUAUAUACCAAAACUGCUUCAUUAAGCUAAAGUUGUUUUGGUGACUAUAGUGUCUCUUUAACUCUGCUGUGUAAAACAUUUUUGUAGAAAUUGCAAUCUUUUCAUUGCAGGAUUUAACACACCUCCAGUGGUUGUCACCCUGACUGCUACUAGAGGUACUUCCCCUGUGAGAACGGAUUGUCAGACUCUGUUUUCAUUCAAAUGUUGGUGCAGUUAGGUAAUUUGCUAUUCAUCCACACUAGCCUACUUCCCUAUGGGAAAGGAUUAGAUUGCAACUACGAUCAUCAGUUUUGCGCAGCUACAGCAAAAUGUCCAAUUUUCAGCCACGUUGCCUAGACAGUACUGGCUAAGCUAUUUGAUAUUCAUUUUAAAAGAAUAUAAAGUAUUAUAUCAAAAAGGUUAACACAGGAUAAAGGUGACUUGUGAUGUUUUAUUCAAUGGUGUAUGUGCUAGAAGUGACUGUUUGUUUUCCUUGUGCACUUCAGAUUGUAGUCACCAAAUGAUCUUAAGGUCAUAGGAAAUAAAACAAGUAGCAAUCAUAUAUGGGUUUAAUAGAAUGCCUAAAAUAGUACACAAAUUCUAGAGCUCCCUUCUCAGUCUCUCUGCUUGUGACCUUUUUCUGGCUGUACCCUUACGGCUAACUCGCGCUUGCAGGACUUAUCACUGGCGGCUCCCUUUGGAACAGCCAGCUUACCCCCAUCAAACUCUCCCCUAGUCUUCAAUUGUUUAAGUCCUUCAAAACACAUAGGUUCAGAAAUGGUUAUGGACUUCCAGAGUAACCUAUCUAUACUUAUCCAAAUCUGGCUCUUGCUCUCCUAGAAUCACACUUCACUCACCUCCAGCUCUGCGACUUUUCUACCUUGUUUGGUGACUGUCACUCUUGCUGCCCUAUUGUGUGUUUGUACCCUACCUCAUCUAGAGUAUGCUUGUUUGAGCAGGGUCCUCAUCUUCCUAUUGUUCCUGUGUAAUGGUCUCAUUUAUUGUAAAUAUCCCCCCCCCCUUUCAUAAUAUUUUAAAGCACUGCAGAAUUAGUUUAUACUAUAUAAAUAUUAGAUUAUAAAGGGAAUCAAUUCUAACAAACACCCCUUAAUUCUACAUAUAUUGCACCAUGUAUUAAUGGAUUUUAGAACAUGGCAAUAGUUAAAUUUUUUUACUAUUUUUAGUUCUCUUCGGUUAAAUCUGCAAAGAGCAUUACAAGACAGGACUGGUGCCCAAGUCAUAGAACAGUUAUGUUCUAAAAUAUAAAGGGCAUCAUUUUUGUAUUAGUAGGCACUGACAUAGCAUAUCCAGUUUUACUUUAACUAGAUUUCAGAUCUUCACCAUAAAAGAGGAGAGAUGGAUAAAAGGCAGAUAGCGGUGAGUACAAAGCAAGUUUUAAUAGCAAGUUGUGUGUAUAUAUAUAUAUAUAUAUUUAUAUAAAAAUUUUAUUUGCUAGAGGGGCACUACAGUAGUCUAUGUAUUUAAUUUCAAUGGGUAUUGGCUACUGUUGAGUGGGUAGGUUUUUUUUUUUAUUUCACUUCUAUCCUAGCUUGCAGGGUUUCCCUUUUUGCUCCAACUCAUGUCAUCUUGGCUUUGAUUUAAAUCAGGUAUUAGUUGGAAAAGCAAACCGUUAAACAAUUGCAUUACAACCAAUACAAACCUGUGCCCAUAACCUAUGUAUUUUUUAUAUAAAUACUGGGUCUCUCACAUGUUCUGAUUUUGUCAGUAUCUCCAUUUAAACUGAAAAUGCUUAAAUCUUGGAUGAUUGGCAACCACUGUAUUUUAUACCACUCUUACCCUUAGUUGAGUAAGAUCUCCAAGCUGCAACACUGGCUCUAGUUUAAAAAAGGACAAUCCAGGUAUGGUCUAACCCAACUUAUUAGCUGCAUGUUAGUGACGAGACAUGGCACAGAAUUAACAACUCUGUGGGGGGUAAACACAUUACUUAGUUGGAAAUCGAUCCAUUAUCUUCCCACUUUGUGAAGAUUCUAUCUGGUUAUUAUUGCCAUUUAUAUAGCGCCAACAGAUUCCGUAGCACUUUACAAUAUUAUGAAAGGGGAUUUAACUAUAAAUCGGACAAUUACAAAUAAACUUACAGGAACAAUAGGUUGAAGAGGACCCUGCUCAAUCGAGCUUACAUUCUAUAGGAGGUGGGGUGUAAAACACAUUAGGACAGGAAUGUGCAAUCAAAUAAGGUGGGCUGCCCUUUAGGAGAGGGCAAGAGACAGGUAUGUGAGGUAGGGGUUAGUCUUGGAGGCCAUAAGCUUUCCUAAAGAGAUGGGUUUUAAGGCACUUCUUAAAAGAUGCAAGACUAGGGGAGAGUCGGAUGGCGGUAGGCAGGCUAUUCCAUAGGAAGGGAGCCGCCCGCGAGAAGUCCUGCAAGCGCGAGUUGGCCGUACGGGUGCGGACAACGGACAGGAGGUGGUCACGGGCAGAGCGGAGAGACCGAGAAGGGACAUACCUGUGGAUCAGUGAGGAGAUAUAAGAGGGGCUAGAGUUGUUCAGUGCUUUAUAGGUGUGAGUUAGUGCCUUGAAUUGACUCCUAUAGCACACAGGAAGCCAAUGUAAGGACUGGCAGAGGGGUGAGGUGUGAGAGAACCGACUAGAGAGGAAAAUCAGUCUAGCAGCAGCAUUCAUUACAGACUGUAGGGGUGCAGUACGGCUUUUGGGAAGACCAAGCAGGAGAGGGUUACAAUAAUCCAUGCGUGAAAUUAUUAGAGCAUGGACAAGCUCCUUGGUAGUAUCUGGUGCAAGAAAGGGGCGGAUGCGGGCUAUGUUUUUAAGAUGGAAUCUACAGGAUUUGGCAACAUGCUGGAUGUGAGGCUCAAAGGUGAGACCAGAGUCAAGUAUGAUGCCAAGACAGCGCGCUUGCAAGGAUGGGCUGAUGUUGGUACCACAAACUUGAAGGGGGAGCGAGAGAGGAGGAUCAGUAUUAGGAGGAGGAAAGACAAGGAGCUCAGUUUUUGAGAGAUUGAGUUUCAGAAAGCAGGAGGACAUCCAGUCAGAUGGAAGAAAGGCAAGCAGUGACACGUUGCAGGACAGCAGGGGAGAGGUCCGGGGUGGAGAGAUAUAGCUGGGUGUCAUCAGCGUACAGGUGGUAGUGGAAACCAAAUGAGGUAAUAAGUUUGCCAAGAGAGGCAGGUUAAGAGCUAUUAAUACUAGUGCUCUCUUGCACUUGAAGUAUUUAAUAUAUGGUUAUGGUAAUGAAAUGGUAGAAGUCAUUGUGUUCCAGUGGUCAUUCCUCUCCUAUUGUCUUCAUAGAUUAAAGCCAUUGGGCAGACUGAGCUGAAUUCCAGUAACCCAGAGGAGGUGCUGCAACUCGCUGCUCAGAGACGGAAGAAGAGGUUUCUCCAAGCAAUGGGCAAGCUCUAUUUCUGAAGCUAAUGGCACCAGCCCCUGUACAGUGUUUAUAGAUAUUUACAAGAGACCAAAAUAAAUCAUCAUGUUUACUUUAAUACAUAUUUACAUUUGUGCACACGGUAUUCCUCCUAGAGGUGAAGUAUACAUUUACAGAACAUAUUUACAUAUUGUACAGAACAUUUGUCUAAAAACCAUUUGGCAGUGUGAAGCCAGGGCCAAAAAUAAAGUUACCAUUUUUCACAAUUAAAAGCUUUGCUAACAACACUAAGGAAAACAAAGGUUUGGAAUGCCACAUCAAUACUUUAAGCAUCUGCUGGGUGGGGAACCAAAAUAAAACCUGCAAUCAGGGCAAGACCACCCUAAGCUGGUAGAUUUCAUUAACCUUUUAUUUGCAGUAGGGUUUCACAGUUUCAAUUAAAUCUCAUCCCAAAACUUGCAGCUUUGACUUCAAUAUUAGCUUAAAAUAAAGCUAUAAAACACAAUAAAAACAUGCUCAUUGUUAAUUUAUCAUACACUAACAGAGCCAAGAUCUUAAGGUUACAUGAGGUUCUUUAGCAAGAUUAAGACCCUCCUGGCUGUUUAACAGAUGGACACUGCCUAGAACUGGAUUUUAACAGUAAAUUAAAAAUGCAACAGGUUAAACAUAAUAGCACACUUUUAGGUGGACAGUUUUAUUGUCAAACUUCCCUACAGAUCCCAGUUUAAAAAAAAAUAAAAAAUUAUAUGACCCCCACACAGGCAACAUUCUAGCACACACCCAGGAUAAAUCGUAAGACCAUUAUAUAAUUAAAAAAAAAAAAAAAAUUUAAAUAAAUUUUAAAUUGUAUGUAGGAUCCACUGGUCACAGGCACCUGUGAAGCUAGAAGCACCUGCAAAUUGUUUACCUCCACUGAGCUAAAUCAUGCAAUGCUAGCUCAUUGGCUGAAAGAGUCAUCUGAGCACACUCAGUGAAUGAGCCAAGUUCUGCACAGCCAUCCUAGAUCACAGCGCAUCCAUUAAAAGUUGUCAAAUAGUUUGACUACUUAUGGUGUAAAGGCAUCAUUAACUACAGCAGAUAGUGUUCCUUUAAAAUCAAAUAAACUCCAUAGGCAGGUAAUAAAGAGCGGAAUCAUACCCUCUUUCAACUUAAAUGCAGCAGUCAUUCCAAAAAUUUGCAAUCUAGUAUUUCACAUAAGUUAUGAACACAUGUAGGAAUAUCUUCGUACAGACAGUUGUAGCAUUUGAAUAUAAAAAUCAGAGCAUUAACAGUUGUAGCAAAUAUUACAUCAUAAAGAUUUGCAAAUAACAGCUGCCAUUUAGUAUAAAACCCAAAGACUAUGCUGUAGGGCAGUGGUUCCCAACCCAGUCCUCAUGUACCCAUACCACCACCCCUCCCCUUGACAUAACAUGGUAAUCCUGGAAUGGUAGGGGGUACUUGACUCUGUUGGAAACCCCUGCUCUAGUGGCAGGGGUGCCCAAAAAGUAGAUCCCCAGAUGUUUUAAAGCUACAAACAUCCAUGUUGCCUUGUCACUCUAAGACAUGCAAAGCAUGAGAGUUCUAGUUCUACAACAUCUGGGGGAUCUCACUUUUAGCCAGAGAAUCAUUUGCUACUUUCCACUUUAAGCAAUCACCGUGGAGGCCAAAUUAGAUGUUAAUUGCUCCAAUUUGUAACAAUUACUUAAUACAUAGCAAAUGCAAUAUAUUUAAAAAAAAAAAAAAAAUUAAAAAGGCAAUGCAUGUAACCCUUUGGCUGCAAGGGUCAUGUGGCAAAUUCCUGGCACUUUAUAGGUUAACUACACCCAUGCAAGAACCCUCCAUACCGUUUAAGCCUGUACAGUUAAAUGGCACCCUCCAAAAAUACAUCUCAAAUUAAAAUAGGAUUAAAACAAAUUCCUUUUAUACGCUGCAUUUAAAACAAGACAUUGCCAGCACCUGGAAACCAUGCAAUGUUAUACCGAGAAGGUGAGAGGGGAGAUUUAGUUCCCCCCUUAGCAAAGAAAGCAGCACCAUACCAGCUAUAUGAUAGAGACAAAAUAAUUUAACCAGUCAUUUAAACAUCCUUUCUUGGUUAAGAGAAAAAAAAAAAAAAAAACUGGCCGUGUCCAACAAGAAUCACAGGGGGAGACCGAGAAACUAAGCCACACAAGGUGAUCACCCUUGGAAGCAAAUGCAGUGUUUUUGCCCAAUUCCCAUGGAGACUACACUACAUCUGUAAGGAAAGCUCUGGUGUUCAAGUGACAGAACACAACUUUAAGGCAGUACAGCAAACCAAGGGUAGAAGCAAUAUGCAGAAACCUGCAUGUAUUUCAGGUUCUUUUGCUGAUAAGGCAGGUGUAUAACCAUCAGUUUAUAGGAUUAGAGCAGGGCACAUUGGCAGGUGUUUAAUUUUUUUUUGCAGGGGUAGGGGGAUAGAAAUAAAAUUAAAGUGACAGCUCAUCCCAGCAACAGAUGUGAGUCCAGAAGAAAGUGUUAAGAGUCCAAAAUUUGACAGAAUUCAUAUUGUUAAAAUAGUAACCUUUUAAAAAUUGAGCUGCCUGUAUAGCCAAGUUCCUGGACCCAAGAGUAGGGAGUACAAUACUGCAAUAAAUAAGUUAGCAAACUAGAGAGUGCAAGACAGGGCUCCUGCAUGAAAAUUGCCACAUAUUCCAAAACAUCCAGGAGACAUCUCGUUGUCCAGUAGACCGUAAAGCUUCACACAAGAGUUGAUGACAAAAAGGAAGUAGAGACAUCCAACUAGAAUAUUUUAUAGAGUAAUUUUCUCUGUACUUUUGGGUGGUGUCAAGAUACCUCCGACUGAGAGUGGAGAUUGUCCAUCAAGCAGAACAGUAACUCUGUG